Cinara cedri is the source of this 45319-nucleotide messenger RNA. The record is from the annotation of a GenBank genome assembly. Lineage: Eukaryota; Metazoa; Arthropoda; Insecta; Hemiptera; Aphididae.
UGUUUAUCGGCGUGUCGUGUGUGGCUCCCGUCGCCGCCGCCGCCGUCGUCGUCCCACCGAGCAGCAGCGCGUAAUAAAGAACGGCUUCUCCCAGGACGUACGGUGCCCACACCGCCCCGAGUCUUCUCGUACUCUCGUAGUCUUCAUCGUAAUCGGCCGGUGCCAACGCCGCCGUCGCGACUCGUGUGCAACAACAACCGUCAGAACACCGCGAACCGUCGUCAGAGGAACGCUAACAGCACUUAAUAAUAAUUUUAUAAUCAAUUUUUUACAAUUUUUUUUUUUUUUUUUUUACUACCGAUUGACGUUGAUCGAAGAUCAGUUUUGUUGACAUAAUAUUAAUAUCGUGAGCCCCCCCAGCGACACGCUCGUAAACCGCGGACACAGAUGCGGCGCAGCGGUAGCAACAGCUAGUACUAUCUGUAGCUGGAUGCCAACUAACGCUAAAAUCUUUGUUUUUUGCUAAUCCAAAUUACUCCUAUUUUCCUUUUAUUUAAUUGUUUUCUUCCGCGUUCCGCUCGCGCGUGAACGUUCGCGAGUGUACCGCGAAAUUCUUGCCGCAACCAUGGAUAUGGACGCCGACCGUUCCGAUCCGUUCAUGAAAUAUCUGGCCGUUGAUCGAAAUCAGCUCAACGAUCAACCUACGCAGGCAGAAUGGACCCAGAAACGUCUGGUUUGGGUGCCGCACGAGAGCCAAGGCUUCGUGUCUGCCGGCAUCAAAGGCGAACGUGGAGACGAAGUCGAGGUGGAAAUCGUGGAAACUGGCAAGCGUACACUCGUCGACAAGGAUGUCAUCCAGAAGAUGAAUCCGCCCAAGUUCGAUAAAAGCGAAGACAUGGCCGAGUUGACAUGUCUCAACGAAGCCUGCGUAUUACACAACAUCAAGGACCGUUACUAUUCUGGACUGAUAUAUGUAAGUACUUAAGCAUCUAGUGUUAAUUUGUACAUGUCCAUAGCCCUACAUGGGUACCAGUAUGAACACUUAUCUACUAAGAAGAUUAAAUUGUAUCAUUUAUAUUAUUUUUACUAUCAAAAUUACUGAGAAAUUUUUGAUAAGGUAUGCUGGUGUACAGUUCAGGGACAGUGCAUAUUUUUGAGUCUCUAAACUGUUUAAUAUUCAUAAGCAAAAGUACAGAGGUACUUAGUAGUGAAACCUACAUUAGUCACGAUAUUACUAAAUUAGUACCUAUUUUAACGGCAAAGAAUAUUGUCGAUGACAACAAUGAAUUUUUCCAAUCCUUCAACUCAAUAAUACCUAAUAUUAAUAUACCUACUCAUUUGCCCGCUUUGUUCAUAAAUGCCAUUACUACAAUUCAAUUAGGUAGUUUCAAUAAAUAUCUAUUUAUACCUGAAGCUUUUUCAAUAAGGCUUCUCUACACAUAAGUAUAUUUUUCAUAAACAACAUUCCUAAAUCAAAGUUUAGGUACCUAAUGUAUUUUUUAUUGCCAUUACUUAUCUAGACAUAUUUUAAAACUUAUACUAAUAUUAAUGAUAUUAGGUAUGUACUUCACUAGCCUAUUUGUAUGUGUGUUUAAUGACACAUUUGAUAUUUUUCAUUGAUUUACUGUUCAACAAUUUUUUUUUCAUUAAAAACUGACAGUUGGCAUUUAUCUAUUUUCAUUAAAUGAAUGAUGAUAAAUUAUUUAUGCUGAUCAAUUGAAUCAAUUUUCGUCUUGACACUGAAAUUAAUUAGGUAAAUACCUUGUUAGUUACUCUAGUGGUUUAAAUAUAACUACCUAGGUAAUAAUCAUUACAAACUUUAUUGAAGUUGUUUAUUAUAAGUUAUCGAAUAGGUACCAUUCACAUUAAUCAUAUUUUUAUAGUUGGUUGAAAAAUGUGGCCGAAAGCAUGAUUUUGUAGAUUAUAUUGUUAUUGCGCUUUACCCAAAACUGAUAAUUUAACCCAAUGUCUCUGGGUAUGCUAUACCUACUUUUAAUGUAAUUAUCGUUUAAAGUGUGUAAAAUUUUGGUUAAAAUCAAAUGCCAAAUUUGAUAAUCUAAUAUAAAAUAUAUUUUAUCAAUUUUAUAGUUGCUUACUGUUUACUAUGAACUAAGAUUAAUCCUUGGAUUAAUCUUAGUUAAUUUUAGUUUAUGAUUUUUACCUUAUAAACUGUAUUUUAGGUAUAAUUGUAUUGGGUAUCCGGGUAAAUAUGCACUUAUAAGUUAUGCAGUUAUAAAUUAAUUCAUAGUAAUGAUUACAUAUUUUUAAUCUCCAGUAUAUAAAACUGAUUUUUAUCAUAAUUAGUUAUCUAUGAAAAAAAAAACCAAGGUCUUAUCCCAAGAAUAUACAAAUUACUAUAACACCCUAACCUUAUUGCCUAUUAAUUGUCAUAUCUUUUCUUGUUUGUUUUUAUUUAUGUAUAUAAAAUCAUAAAUUGAUUUUAAAUAGGUAAUUGGUGAAAUUUAAAUAGGGUUUCUUGAAAUUGUAUAAGUCUGUUAGGAUUACAUCGGGUAUUAUCAUUUACCUAUUUAUUUAAAUUAUAAAUUACAUUAAAUCAGUUUUAAUAACUGCAAAUUAUACAUAAUAUACCUUGGCUAGUUAAACAGAUCUACUUAAUUCCUACCUAGAUAAAAAUUAGUUAAAUGUCUGGUGGUUAAGUAAGUAGCAACUGUUUUAAUGUGAAAGUUUUAGUUAAACAGUAACCAUAUUUGGCUUCAAAAUAUCAUAUAGAUAGUCAAUAGAACAAGGUUAUCUACAACCCUGCAUACAUUACUAUUUAUGGAAAUUUAAAAUUCAUCAGUUUGUUUUCAAAGUAAUCAAUAACACAUAAUGCUUGUGAUUUUUUCAGAAAGACUGUCACAUUAUAAACAAAAAUUAUACUGGGAAUUAAAUUUCAGAAAAUGUAGAGAAAUAUACUAUGUGGUCUUUGAACCUAUGACUUUAUAUGCUCCAGAAAUGAACAGUAACUAGUAACUUCUGUAGAACCACCGUCAAUAAACUCUGACACACACCCAUUUGGAUCUGUGCACAAGGAAAAAGAAAUAAUAGUGUUAUGCUUUUAUGUGUGUUGAAUAUUAAUUUUCUAUUUUCAUACAUUUCAGUCUUGUAUAAACAAUAAUAUAUUAUAGGUGUAAUCACUAAACUCUUUUUAUUGAGUAUAAUAUUCUCAUUUCGGAUAUGCGAUUAUUGAUUACUGAUUUUAAUACAAUUUCUUCCCAUAUUAAAAAAAUGGUAUAAAGUAAUUAUUAUUUAUUAAAUCUGUGUAGGUAGUAUAUCUUAGUGCCUUUAUUUAUUCCCAAAGCAUACUAGUCGAUAAGGUAUAGUGUUUUUAUAUUCAAGCUUAUUUUCUCUAUAUUAAUGCUCUGUUGGGGAGUUCAAUUUUACAAUUUAUUUCCCAUAUCUAUAUAUCUGUUAUCUGUUAUAGUUGAUAAUAUAUAUAUAUAUAUAUGUAUAUGUAUAUAUGAUAAUAUGUAUAUAUAUAUUAUUAUUAUGUAUAUUUAUAAAUACUUAUAAGUGUAUUCUCGAGUAUAUCUUUGGUUAUACCUACAUAUUCAUUUAAAAGAAGUUUAACAAUUUAAACACUCUGUCGUUAUUAUAAUAUAUUUCAUUAGGUAUGAGUCAUGGUAUGUGUAUUAAAAUGACACAAUCUGUUUUUGAAUAUGUUUUUUCUGAAUAAAAAACCAUGUAACCACUUUAUAUGUACCUACUAUUAUAAACUUUUUAAUAUCCAUUAAAUUUGUAUAAUGUAGACAUAUUAAAAUAAAUUAAUUUAAUAAAAUAAAAACUUCAAUAUUAAUUCAAAAUGACCUAAUUUUUUCAAUAAUUUGUUGUUUUUUCCUUCUUUCUUAUUACUGCAUUUAUCAAAGACGUUAUUAUACAUUUCUAUUAUUAAAUACUAAUUUAUCAAUGUAAAUAUUUUUAACUUAGUUUGUCAGUAAAUACCUAUAAUUUAAAGAGAUAAAUUUUCAUAAUAGUUAUUACAUUUUUGUAUAAUAUGCCAAAUAAAGUACCUAUUUUUUUUUCAUUUAGUAGGUACUACUAAUAUGACUAUCAAAAUAAAAAAAUAAAAAAAAAUAAAAAUACUGGACAAAUAUCUAAUUAUUAUGGUUAUCGGAGUGGUUACAUAAUUAAUUAGAUUUACUUAAUAAUAAUCUAAUUAAUAUGUUCAAGAAAAUGCUCUCAGCUUGUACAACAAUAAAACAAAUAUUAUUAAUUAAUAUCCUAUGUAAUAUUCUAUUAAAAUAGAUAAUAAAGGAAGUAGGUAAUACCCAUUUUGUGAGUUGUAUUUUAAUUUUUUUUUAUUUGUUAUUGAAGUGAAACCAAUUGAUAUUUUAAAUUAAAAUAUUUGAUAACCUGCCUAAUAUUACUUUUUUGUAGUUUUACAUUUGAAGGUACAUAUCUAAGUUAAUAUUAAAUAUUAGGGUUUGUUUCCUUUUUUUUUUUUAAUCUUAUUAAUUUCACACAUUUUCUAUAUUUGCCUACAUCUACAAAUGUUUUAAGUAAACUUUAAUAAGAUAUUUGGAGCAAUAAUGACGUAAAUGGUUAACCACUUUUGAAAAACUUAUAUAUUAUUUUAAUAAUAGAGUACAGUAGUCAUCAUAAGUGCUAUUUUUAGAUCUUUACUUUGAUAUUUUUGACUGAAACCUUCUGAUCAGAAGUAGACAUCUAGGUAGAAAAUAACAUGCCAUAUAAUAUCCUGUACCUAAUCCUAUAAUAUUCUAUAUAUAUAUAUAUAUAUAUAUAUAUAUAUACGUGUGUGUGUGUGUGUGUGUGUAUAAAUAUAACUAUAGUUUGAAUUACUUAACUAAUAUUUGUAUUAAAAAUACUAUAAAAUCCUUUUAAGAAGUAUAGAUUGUGUACGAGUGGUGUUUUUUUUUUUUUUUCAAAACUAUCUCAAGCAUUACAAAUAUUCUUAUUAAGCACUUUGGAAUGCAGACAGGUCAUAUCAGGUCAGCCUGGCAGUGUGACAUAAUCUUGUCCGGACGACUCACCCUUGUAGAAAUCUCUACCUAUACCUAGUACCUAAAAUAUAGAUAGACGGUUACACUUAUGUUUUAUUCCUUGUUUUAAUAAACUGUUACCCAUCAUCAUAUUAUUGGAGGUAUAUAACUUAUAACGUAACAAAAAUAAAUAAUUUUCAUGGUUACAUUACACUUUGACACAGAAUCAUUCACAGCAUAGGUAGGUAGGUAAGGUUGUUUUGUUUAAUAACCUAUUCUUUGUUGUUUUUUUUUUUUUUUUUUGGUUGCCGGAAUCCAUUGUCGUGUAUUACAUUAAAAAACAAUUAAAAUAUACCUAGCAGUUACUCGUCAAAAGGAAUCUAACCUACCUACUUAGAGUAGCUAUUUGAUUAAUAUUAUAAUAAUAUUAGCCGUGCGUUUUUAGUAAAAUUAUCCCUCGACACUAACAUUCGAAUACCAAGUAAUUUAUUUAGAAAAAAAAAAAAUACAUAUCGAACACAUUAAUUCUAUAAAAUAUAUUUCAGUUAAUAAUAUUAUUUGAACCAAUACGCGAUUAGUCAUAAACAUUUAGUGGAAAAAAAAUGACAGAGAAAACUCGGUGAAUUUUAUAAAAUGUACCACAUUCCUAACUAUAUUUUAAUCUAUAAUAAUAAAACAAAAUGUUUUUAAUUUUCAAUGGAAUCUCAGUGAAGUCAUAAUAAUAUGUCACUAUAUAUUAUGUUAAUUUAGAAUAAUAAUAAUAAAAAGUUAUCGUAAUUAGGACCAUUGCAACGGAAAUAAAAUUUGUAAACAAAGAUUCGUAAUAAUAUUGUUUUCAGGUUAUUAAAAAAAAAAAUAUUGGACAUUGUUUUUUAAUUUUAAAUUUUAGUGUUCGUAUAUUAUAUUGAUAACGGAAUUUGUUGAUAAUUUCGUCGUAUAAUUUAAUCACGACAUGUAUGGUGUCUGUAAAUUAAAUUUUCUCGAAUAAUAACAAUACCCAGAGUAUAUUCUAAGAAUUUUUGUCAACAACGCAAUUUUCAAAAACUCCAAAAUGUGGCAAUAUAUAUUUGUAUGCAAUAGGUACUUACAUCAUACGUGUAUGGUAUAGUGGCACGUAUAGUGGUCUAUAAUAAUACGCAUACAUAUAUUUUUAAAGUGAUUUUUAUAAGACAUGUUAAGUCCUCAGUUUUAAUUGAUAUUUGCAUCUAGCCUAACCUGUAUAUGUACUUAAUAAUUAUAAAUAAUAAAUAACAAAAUAUUUAAACUAUAUAAAGACAUUUUUAAACACGUACAGAAUAUUGAGGAUUUGGGUAAUUUAAAAAUGAUAGUUAAAUAUAUUUAAAAAAAAAAUGAGUAAUUUAUAAUAUGGUAAUCAAAAGAUAUGUGCAUCAUAUAUUUAAUUUGUUGUACUUUAUUAUUUUAAUAUUAAAGGUAGAUAAUUCAAAUAGAUAUAUAUAAUAAAUAGUUUAUAUUACGAAACGACCUUUCUACCUGAAAUUUUUCUUCAAUUUUCAUAUGCAGCAUUUUUUCUAAAAAGAAAUUUGACUGGGAUCGUUUAUUGAUUUUCUCAGAGGUUUCCAAUUUUCAUAAAAAAAAAAAAAAAUGUGAAAAAUCGUAAAUAUUACGCCUUUCAAAAUUAAUUGUUUCGUACAGAUAUACGAUCAAUUUCCUCUCUACCUUCCCAACUUCUCACCUACGACAGUAUGGCACAACCGUCGUGCGAAGUAUGUGUCCGUUAGUUUAUUAGCGAAUCGCCUAUUGGCUAUAUCACACUUUACAGUACUUAAUGCGUCAUUUUUCAACGGCACAUUACUGUUCUCAACAUCGCAACCAGUGCUCAACCUUAGAAUAUACCCUGUCCUAUACACUAUACAAUUUACCGUAAUUUCGUUUUGUGUUUUACGAUAAUUUUUUCAUACAACAAUAUUAAUCGUAGAGACGACAUAUUUCUACGGGUCGAUUAGAAAUGGAACAACGGCUUAUAAUAACACCGGGAACGAAAAACCGCCGGUACCUACGGAAAUCGUGUGUCGUAGGGUCCGCGUGUUGGUGUAACAUUUCAAUUUCAUUACGUUUCAUUGCCGCUAAUGGUUUUAUAUUGACAACAAAUUAAUAUUGGUACCGCUUCUGCCCGAUAAUAAUGCAUAACAUUAUUGUUAUAAUUUAUAACAAUAAUUAAUGUUUAUCGCGUGCACGUGGAAGUGGCCGAUGUCCGGGGAGCUAUAUCGUAAGUAAUAACGCCCCUCUAUACAGUGGCGUACCUAGGCCUUCACGGGGGAAAAUAUUAUUUGACCCACUCUUAAAUUAGAAAAUUCCUUAAAAAAGUAACGUCAUAGCUUCAACGAUAUUUUUAAUAACCGUGUCUAUUAAUAUUGGACUCUUUUAUAAUAGUAAAAUAUAGCGAAAGUAGUUUCGUAAACGAAAAGGGUCUACCUACUAGUCGCUUCCCAAUAGGCAGGUAUUAAAUGUUUAAUUGGUUCAUAAACGGUUCAACAGUUUUCAAACAUAGUACAUUAAUAUAUAGAUUUGUUUAAAAUCGUAUUUCAAUGAUAACUCUAAUAUCUCUAACUUUUUUAGACAAUAUCUAUGUACAUAUUUGGGUGGUCGUUUUUGAACCCAAUGGAAGUCAGAUAUGUUUCCAAUGGAACUAGCCAUGAGCAACGGAGCAGUCAUAAAGUUUUUAGAUGAUAAGAUAACAACGUUUGCAGACUAUUUAAUAGAUAUAUAUUAUAUUUAUCAAAGGAUUUAAUUUUCCUUCCUCAUUUGUAGGCAUAGAAAAAUUCCAGCAUUCAGCGCACAACUAAUGCAUGCAAAUCUUUUCGUAGAAAAUAUAAUAUACCGAGACUGUAAUUUUAAUACAAAGUUCAAAUAAGCCUGUAAAACACAUGACAAUUAUAAAUUAGAAACAAAAUCGAUUUCAUUUAUGUUCAAAUAAAAAGUUUUAUGAAAAUAAAAUAAUACAUUUUGAGUACAUACAAAUCUUGGAUGAUAAAUAUAAUCCUAAGCAAUGUUAUAACUAAUAAUUUUAAUAAUACUAUAUUCUUUAUUUAAAAUGUUUUACCUUAGUUUUUAAUUAUUAUUAUUAUUCAACAUUUUUGGGAGGCAACUAGUGUAUAUUAACCUUUAAAGAUGGGAGACCAUUCGUAUACAGGUACAUUUAUUUUGUAACUAGAAAUCAAUCAUAAGAGAACGGUCGAGCAGCUAAAAUGAAAUGAUAACACCCGAAACCUAGACCCAUUAAUUCCAUAUAGGUAAAAAAAAUAUUUGAAUUUCUAUGGAUUUGUUCAUGUUAUCAUAUUAUUAAUUACUUCAUUAAAAAAAUGUUUUUAAAUAAUUAUAAAAAUACUGAAAACAAAUAACAAUGCACACAUAUAAUUAUACGGCUCACAGGGGGGUGAAUGGUCCCCCUUCCUCCCAGAGGUAGGUUACUGCCGCCUCUAUAUCCGUGAGUCAUCGUUCAUUCGACACUUUUCCAACAAAUAUGCGUUUUAGUUCGGGUUUUUAGUCAUAUAUCAUGAGUAAUAAUAUUUUCUCCUUCGUCGUACAGCGUUGUUUCAGUUUACAGUUAAACAGUCGAACAUUGAUUAAAUAUCAUUUCUAUAAUAUUAUAUGUAUACACGUUAUGGUUAAUGUCCUUUAUACAUUUAUAUAUGGAAAUCAAUUGUGUACGUUUAGUUUUAAUAGGUAUAUUAGAAUGUACUAGCCUACUAUCAAACUUAAAGGUAAGAACAUUGUUCUUGCGCGUUGUUUUAUCACGAUAUUUUAAUUUUCAAGCGAUUUAUGAAUUUAUGAAGUAUUGCAAUUUAAAAAUCGUCGGAUCCGGCCUAAAAAUUAAAACAUCAUAAAACACAGACAAUAAUGUUCUUGUCUUUAAGUUUGACAAUAGGCCAAUAUACCUAUUAAAAUAACAGUAGAAAAUCGGUUCAAGUAUAACGACAUUAAUAUUUAUUGUUGUAAUAUUCGUAUUACAAUAAUUAACGUUAACUCCGUUACUUUAUUAGCUGGUAUACAAACGCGUGCUCAAAAGUGUAAUGAUUUGUUGUAACCAAUUAGUUAAAUAGUAAUAACUGGGCACUAAAGGACAAAACAAUAAUAUGAUAUAAUGUUUGCUGCCCCCGCGUGCUGGAAUCCCGGUCUAUUCCGUUUUCAAAUCAAUUCCAUUACGAAACCUAUCACCGGUGCAGGAGAACCUUGCCGAGUGUAGCAGCCGUUAUAAUAGGUAGUCGUCGAAUUGUUCAUGGAAUUUGUUGGAAAUUAUCACCGUUUAAUCGGAUUUAACGGCAAAUUCCUUUGCUCACGGUGGCAAUCAAAUAGGUCAAUUAUUAUUGCUCGUUCCUAUAAUAAUAAUAUUAGUAUUAUUUCUAUAAUACGCAAUUAAAAAUAUAUAUAUACUUCCGCAGUAUUUUAUUUUUUUCCAUUUAUAUCGUUAAGAAGCUAAUUAAAUUACAUUAAAAAAAAAAAAAAAAACCAUAUAACUAUAUGGUCAAAGGAAUUCGACACACACACGCGAGCAAUAAUACAUUUUCGAUCUACGAAAUUUUAGAAUAAAAAUUCUCUAAAACAAGAUACCUACAGGUAUACCUACACAAUACAUUUAUUUGUAUUUCUUUUUUUUUUACCCUGAGACUCAUAAUAUGUAUACGUUAUGUUCUAUACAUUUCCCAUCCUGUGAUUUUUUUUCCUAACAGAUUGCGCUCUAUACAACUGCAGCAGUGUUACAAUUGUUGUUAUUAUCAUUCGAAAUACGUUAAAAACCACCUGUUGUAAAAAACCGUUUGGCGAGGAAUUGGCGGGCAACAGGUCACCCAGGAAAAUGUUCGAUUUCCGGAACUAAGCGACGCCAAACGCAGCCGAUAUCGCGUCUUGAUAUUCUCAUCUCGGUUUUACAUUGUUUUAUUUUCUGCUUUAAAAAUUCAACCGGUUUUUGUCUUUUAUCACGUAGUUAUUUUCAGAGUUAUUUCCAUCACAGUUCCAAAGGUAUUUCGAAUCGACGGGGGGUGUCCCGCACUCUUUGUGAAAUUCAGAUAAACAAUUUGGCACGUACAUUGCAAAAUGCAUUAUUUUCAUCAACAAGAUUAGAUAAUCGUGCAUUACAAAUUUGAAUAUAUAUUAUGUAUAUAUACAUAUAAAAAAAAUCGUUUAAAACAAUAUUAAUAUUAUUAAACUUUACUUGCAAAUUGUUAUUCUCGUAUUUUCAAACGUUCUAUUAUAUGUUGUAUACUCUGUAUCUACACGAAUUUCCGAAAAUCGAGUACGAAUCCAAGGUCGUUGGUAUACGUACAGUUAAUUGUCGUUAAACUUCUUUUCGAACUAUUCUAAAUAUUUCCGUUUACACCGUUUGUGCACUGCACACGGCGGGGAAAAUAUUUUUAAUUGAAAUCUUGUUUUAGACAAGAAAGUGCCCCAAUGUUUUAUCGCAAUAUUAUGUUAUCUAAUUCACCUAUAUUAUUAUUAUUAUUUUUUUUUUUUUUUUUUGUUAUGCUUACAAGCAGAUAGGUAACUUGUAUUAGUUGCAGUGAGUUGAGUGCCCGAGUUUAACCUUGCUUUCCAAAAUUCGACUAAACGUUGGGCCUAUUGGGAUAAGGUUGUUGAAUACCAACAUAUUUACUAUAGAUAAUACAUAAAGGAUAGGAUAUGCCCAUAACAAUAAGCCUAUGACCCCAUGGGGUCGCAUGCCAGAAGCACCACAGAGUUACUGCAUUAUAGCCACAACUAUUUCCGUGGUAUCAAUUUGUUAUGAAAAUACCUGAUAAUAAUAAAUAUUUGUUUUAAUUUGAAUAAUAAUCAAUUAUAAUAUUAAUAGUUAAACAGUUCAAAUAAUAUAAAUAUACCAAAUAGCUGUAAUAAUUAGUAAAAUAUUAAUAAAUCAUAUCCAAAUCAUUUUUAUUCAUUUCAAAAAUGUGGUUUUUUUUUUCUAAUAUUGACAAUGUCAUUAUUUUUUUUUGCUUCCAUCAUUCUUAUGAUAUUUUAAAUUAUGAUUAUUUUAAAUCUUAUAAUACUUUCGUAACCAAAUAGAACCACAGUGUUACCAUUAUGGUUACCUCGGUACUUUUCAAGCACGCGAUUUUGUGUGUAAUGCCUUUUCCUUUAUGUAUAAUCUAUGAUAUUUAGGUCGAUUUGGACAAUGAAACUUGUUCAAAUGGCAGCAACGUUUUCACCCCGGUUUUCCCCGUGUUAUCACAGGAACCCAACCGAUGGGUACACGUACUGUAUCCUGGGCGUGAAUCGCGGCAGAUAAGAACUGUUGAGUUAAGAAAAUAUAUCAAUCAGAAAUAUUUAUAUACCUAGUCGAUAACGCCGAAUGUUGGAAUACGAUGAAAUAUUUUCAAACUGUCAAGUUUUGGAGUGUAUCGUUGUUUUUCGGAAGACAUUAAUAAUAAACAAACUAAAACAUAAGCUAGUUAUUCAACAAAAUAAACAUAUUAUCGUGAACAGUAUAUAUUUCGAAUUAAUUGAGUAGAAAUACAAAAAACAAAAAAAUAGUAAAUAAUGUAUUUUAUUUGUACGUACGAAGAAAGCGUCAAAGAAAUAAAUACUCCAUUCGUGUUAAACAUUUAAUAUAAUAUAUUUAUUUUCUUUCUGACUGCGGAUGUUGUUUUUAUGAAACAGGUUUUUUGUUUAUGGUGGGCAUGUAAGAAACGAUUCCGGCAUAUUAUCAUAUACUCUACUAUAUUUGAAUAAUCCAUAGGUGUAGCGGGAUAUUGGAAAUUCAACACUUCAAAAAAAAAAAAUAAAACAAGUUCGUCUUUAAUUGAUUUUUUUAAAUAGUAUAUAUUUUAUUUUAAACAUUGAAAAAAAAUAUAAUACUUUUCUCGGGAUCGUUUUUGUAUUUCUCAUAAUAAUAUCUAUUAGAUAUAUUUACGUAGAAUCUCGAAUAAUUCUCGAGAAUUAGAAUUUUCUUAAAGCCUAGUAAACUAUAUAAAGUAAUAGUUAUUUUUAGAUUCUGAGUGGAACGAGUAUUGGUUUUAUAAUAAUGUUUAUGAAGAUAAAAAAUAACGUUAUCAUUGGUAACCGUUUUUAUUUAUUUUUUGUUAUUAAGUUUUUAUUAUUUUAAUUUAAUCUUUUUUAAACAAUCAUUGUUGUAAUGGAAACUCACAUUGUUGUAAUCAUUUUACUAUAAUAUGACAUAUAUACCAUAUAUUGUAUUGUUGACAAAGCAAUACUAUCAACUGAACUUAGUUCAGAAUCGUUUUUUCGUUAGCAAUGGCUUAUCGUUGCUUAGAAAUAUACAUUAAAUUUCCGUCUGCAUCCUACCUUCCCACCUACAGUGGCUACACCUACGUGUGACGUAUGUCCGUUCUUUUUUCUUCGAAAUUUCUGAUGAACUUAAAAUUACCUACCAAUAUGCAUUUACUAUAAUGAUUAUGUUAUUAAUACUCGUCAGAAUCUGGUAUCUUUAAGACUGUAUCCCUAUAGCAGUGGUUCUCAACUCCUGGGGAAUCUUCUUACGUUAUCGUCUAUUUUCUACAACAUGUGUAUAAGCGUUAGAAAACUCUCAUCAAUUACCCUUCAGGUAUAAUUAUUUAUUCAUGUGUAUGUAAUACCCGGAAAGUAAUAAAUAAUGUAAGCAAUAUAGUAUUAUAUGGAAAAUGUUUUAUUAUAUUUUUAAAUCAAAGAAAAUAUGAAUAGUAAACGGUUAAAAAAUAAUUGUAGUGUUAUUUAUUUUAUUAAUAUUAUUACCGGUUUAUGGACUCGAUAAUUCAAGAUUACUUAUGAUUAUUACGUCGCUGUAAUAUUAUUAUUAUACUUAAAAAAAAAAGUAUAUUAAUAAAGUAUAUUGACCAUAAUAUUAUUCUAGACGUAAUAAGUUAUCACGAGUUAUGCGGUUAGGUUAAGUAUACCUAAUUCCCCGAAUUUCAAUAUCAAUAAUCAAAGUAAUGUACUUAUGUACGUAUACUUUGUUUUUUUUAGCCAUUAUUAUAUAUCUGCAAAUUUAUUAUUCUAGGUUAAAAUACAUAAUAUAUAUUUAAUAAAAUAUUGCACAUUAUAGAGGGUUACAAUUAAUGCAAUUAUUGUUUUUAUUUUUGAAUACGAUUUAUAAUAAAUAGGGUAAAUAUUUAUAUGAUUUUGCAUAUGUUUACGAGAUUGUCAAAACAAAUAGCUACAGUUUAUAACCAAAAUUCGUUUCGUGACUUAACAAUUUUAUAAAAAAAAAUUGUAUUUUGCAUAUUUUAAAAAUGUUGUACAUUUUUAAAGUGCAUAUCUGCAUACCUACAUCUGCAUGUUUAAAGGUUUUAUAAGGCAUAUAAAAUAAUAUUUGUCACAAUAAUAAUAUAUUUUGUAUUUUUUUUUUUCAGACGUAUUCCGGUCUCUUUUGCGUAGUUGUAAAUCCGUACAAAAGAUUACCAAUUUACACAGAAAACAUUAUGGAACGUUAUAAAGGCAACAAACGGCACGAAGUACCGCCGCAUGUGUUCGCGGUAACCGACACCGCAUACAGAUCUAUGUUGCAAGGUUAAUAAAAAAAUGCAUGCUAUUUAAUUUAUUCGUAUUUUUUUUUUUUUAUCGCUAUUUGAUUUUUCUUUUUUUGUGUGCAUUUUAGAUCGAGAAGAUCAGUCGAUAUUGUGUACUGGAGAGUCGGGUGCCGGAAAAACGGAAAACACGAAAAAAGUCAUUCAAUACUUGGCUUACGUCGCCGCGUCCAAACCCAAAGGAGUGAUUCAACAUGCCGUGAGUAAUCUCGGUCAUAUUAAUCGUUUAAACUUCAUUUGUUUAUUUUCCCAUGUAUACGAACAAUCGACUUUUACCCGUUUUUUUUUUUUAUCGUUGAUCCAUAUAAGUAUAUAUAAUAUUGGUAAUAAACGAUUAAAUCAAAUAAAGUACUACCUAUUUUUAAUUUUUAUUAUUAUUAUUUUUUUUUACGAAAACCAAUAAAAUCAUGUUAUACUUAUCUAAAAUAAUAUAAUCAUUUAGUAUAGUAUACUAUUAUUGAUUAUAAAAUUACAAACUAAGCGUAUAAAUAAAUAUGAAAUCUGAAAGAAACCGUCGUUUUGUACGUUGUUGACAAGUUUUUUGUUUUUUUCUAAGGGACAUUUUUACAUCUUCGCAACCAAUCAGUAGCAUAUUCAGAGGGGUAGGAGAUUAUAACUUCCCCCUUCGAUACUUAUUAUUAGGGGCAUAGCCAUUUUCCGCCAAAAUCUAUUUUGUAAAGAGACGUUCCACUAAAUAUUGUUUGGGAAUCAUAUACCUAAAGUAAUACCAAUUAAUAAUAGUAUAAUUCGUUCCUGUCAAUAAGUCAAUAAUAUAAAACAAUUAAAUUAGUUUUAAAAAAAAAAAAUCAUAUUAUAUACAUUAUAUUUAAAUAUUUUAAAAAGUCAUAGUAAAACAAUAGAUACCUAAUAAAUAUUAAGUAAUAAUAUUAAUAAAUCGUUCGGUAUAGUAAUAAUAAUAUAAAUCAUUACAGUCAAUAAUUAUAAUUAAAUGAGAUCGUUUUAACAAAAGUGUAUAUACUCAUUUCAUUAGAUUUUUUUGUAUUUUCGAUUCCUCGGUAGUUUUUAAUCUAUUAUAUAUAUAUAUUUUUUUUUUUAUUUUUUUUGAUCAUUGCAAUAUUUUUUAAAUUAUCGAUUAAAUGAUAUUAAUUUUGUACAAUAGAUUGCAUUAAACUAGAGGUUAUCUGUACUAAUUACCCCAUUAGGGUGUUAAAUAAAAUAAAAUAAUUGUUAUACAUUAUACUAAUAAAAAUUGAAAUCAUUGGUUUCCAAAGUUUUUGGCGGAGUAGGGCUGUGACAGAAACGGGCUAAUAUUGUUUGGCGAAAACGAAAAUUAGCCACAAUCCCCUCUCACGAAUUUAGAAAUUUAGAUUAUUGUUAGUCAGCACUAUACAACCAUAAUAAUUUGUUAAUUUUAAAUUCGGUAAACAACAAUUUCUUGUUUUUUGUGUUUUAUUACGUGAUUAUUGUUAUCGACAAAUUUAUUACUUAUGAAAACACAAAAUGGAAAAUAAUAGGUAUAGGUAAAACAUUUGAUCGGUAUUUAAGAUCAUUUGUUGUCUACGCGCGUCUUACACAAAUGUGUGACUUAGAAAAUUUGCGUUCAGCAGAACCAAUUUUAGGCCAUUCGUUUUUAAUAUUAGAGGGAAUUGACCUAUUAUCAAAUUUAAAGGCAAGACUUUAAUCUGUGUUUGUAUCCAUUUUAUUUCGUUAAUUUAAUUUUAAGCGAGAUAUGAGUGUGAAAUAUCACAAUUAUUUUAAAAUGCUAAUAUCUACGCGUACGCAAACUAAUACUAGUAUGAUAAUAUUCUACCUUUGAUAAUGGGUCAAUUCAUUCUAAUGUUAAAUCUACAUGCACAAGAUUGGUUCUGCUGAAUGCAAAUUUUUGUUGUCGUGCGUUUGUAAGAUAGAGAUAACAAAUGCAUGUGUAGCCCUGCAGACGUUUAUGACCGAAUACGAAUAUAUACGUAUAAAUGUUUCAAAUUGGCGGCGUAGUCGUACUAGUAAAAAUAAUAAUAAUGUGUGUUGUAGAUUUUGUGUGUACUUUUAUUAGCAAUGCACUGACUGUAGGUUUGAAAAAAAAAAACGAAGGCGUAAUGCGAUGUUGUUGUUGAUUUAACUUUUUUUUUGUAAAACCACUCCCCGCUUCUAUAUUAGGCUCUUGGAUUUUAUAAAUAUCCACCUAACAGAUAAUAUCUGUAGUAAAAAGUGUAUAAUAAUUAUUUGUAUGUAUAGAUAACCUGGUAACCCAUACCACCAUGAUAUUUAAUCCGGUGCAAAUGCAAUGUUUCUAUUAUACGAUUUGACGUGUUUUACUAUUUGUGUUUUUUAUUUUAUUUGUUGUACCUUUUGAACGCCCUUUUUUACCGGAAUCUUGGUCCAUGCGAAAAAUUACAUAGGAACUUAAUCGUAGUGACUUGUCUAGUCUGUGAGUGGAGGAAGUCAUUUUUGUUUUAUUUUCUUAAAGUUUCUUAACAAAAAUAGAAGAGUACUCGAUAGCUCGGUUAUUUUUAUAAUUUUCGUUUGUUUAUUUAUUUAUUUUUUCUGUAAUUUAGUUAACGAUAUAUUCGUUGAAAUCUGAAUUUUCACCGAAUGUCUACUUACAUCAGCUCUUUCUGGGCAUGAUAAAUUUCCUAUUAUUCUAUCGAUUUUUAAAUUAUUAUUGUAUCCUUUUGCCAGUUUUGCAUCUGUUUUAGUUUUGAUUUGAAUUUGUGUGUAUCUAUAUAUUUUUUGGCGCCUCUAAAAUGAAUAAUAAAAUAUGAUACAUUUAUCAUCGUACUUUGUGUUCGUAUGGCUCUAUAAAAAUAAUGAAAAUCCUUAGUCGCUAGUUUUUUGUUAUUAGCGUUUGUUUUUAUGGGUGCCGCCCGACUGUCUUCGCGUACCAUUCGGUAAAUUAUCUGCUAAUUGUAAUUAAAACUACAGAUUAUAUCAUGCUUUUUAUCCAAAUUUUGUUCAGAAUUGUUUUUUGUUACCAAUGAUUGUUGUGCAGGUAAAAAUUAAAUUACUCUAUAUUUACAUUUAUCUUACCGGCUUCACGCCGAUUUUUUUUUUUUUUACAGUAUGUUUUAUUCAUUAAACUAAAUCGCGAUCGUCUUAUUGCAGUACGAAGCGUGUGCAAAACACGACUACUACAUAAUUUUUUUAUAUAAAGUUAUAUGUAUAAAACGCAUAAUAUAUUAUUAUAAUAAAUAUCGCGUAAAAAUUCCAUUUUAACUUCUUCUGUACGGGGUUUACGUGUGAAAGCUAUACGAACAGCGAUGAAAACCUGCAGAGCUGUAGACCGGCGGAGUUGACCUCCUCGCAAUAUUUUUCCAUAUUUGUAUAAAUAAUACGCGGCUGUAUACACGCGUUUCCUAUGUACGUUUUAGUUGAGUAUAAUAUUAUAGUGAUUUGUACUCAGCUCUAUUAGUAAUAAUAUAUUAUAUCAAUGGACGAACUCUAUGUAUAAUACAGGGUGAACCAGCGAUUUUCUCGGGAGAAUUUUUAGCGAAUUUGAUUUCUUUUUUUUAUUGUUUAUAUUUUUAAUCCUGUGAAGAAAGGCUAAGUCAAUUUUCAGAAUUUUUUUAUUUCUAUGUCGUUUGUUUCUCUUUAUUUUUUCUACUAAAUGGAAGCGUAUGCAUAAUUGUGUAUUCUAACGCAUGUAUGUAUUGCCAAUUAAAACAUCUUAAGGCAUUGUGAUAUAUUUUGUUUUACUUAACCGAGAAGGCCUUAUGACCUAUUAGGAUACUUCGUAUUUAUGAUGAUUGGACGAUUUAGCCAUUUAGCAAUUCUCGAAAUUUCAUUUUCUCGUUUUGAAAACUAUACGAAAUUGCCUUCGUCCCUGGUACCUAAAAUAUUAUAGAAUUGUUUAAAUCUAUUCUAAAAUAAAGACCCCUGUCCAUCUUAAUCCUAAAUUCGUAUAGACAAUAACUCUAUAAUAUCAGAUUUACUGUUUAUGUGAGUUAUACCAGUUAAAAGUUUAGACCGGAGCAGUAGGUUAAAUCGUUGGUACAUGAAAAAUGUAUUACCCUAUAUAUAUAAUACAUACUUGACACUUUACGCGCGAUGAUUGACGCUCAUCGUACCUGUAUACGAGUAUUGUUUGUCUCGUAAGUAAAGUCGUUUUGUCGUACGAUACCUACCUGUAUUUUUGCUCGUUGAAUAUUAAAUAUUUGCCUUAAAUAGCCGUGUAGUCGUGUCUCGUGUCGUGUGCGCACGAAUCACUCGGCUGCUGCUGCUGCUGCUGCUGCAAAAAAAAACCACCACGCACGGUGAAAGCUAUUAGAGCUGUACAUAUAUCUAAUCUAUCUAUAUAUUUUAUCGGCCCGAACAAUAUAUUAUGAUUAUAAUAUAAGUACGAUAAAUCUGUCCUUAUUUUGCGUCGCAAAAUAAUGCUGGAACGAGAAACCGUCGUCAUCGUUAUUGUUACACGUUGCUAAAUACAUCAUAAUAAAUCCGUGGACGGGCCUAAAAGACUAUAUAAAAUAAUAUUCAUGUCUAGUCUGUAUACAUUAUUAUAGACAAUAAAAACACGGACGGGACGCGCAAAUAUAUUAUAAUCAUUCCACACGUUAAAUAAAACUCGGUCGAUUGUUAUAUUUCACUCUGUAUACAAGUUUGUUGUUAAAAUGCCUUUGUGGUGUUUCAAUAUGUGGUGCGGUGUCUUUUUAAUAAUAGAUUGGUGUUCGAUUCCAUCGAUGGCAGUAAAUUUUUUUUGAGAUUUAGUGUUAUAACUUUUUUUUUUUUUGUAUUUUUCCCUUUUCUUUAUUUCUGCUGAAACCCAUCGUGAAUUGUUUAUUGGUAUUAAGUUUUUUAGGAUUUUUAAUUUUCUUAGAUCGGUAUCAGUUUUUGAUAAACACGUAGGUGAGGUUUUCGUAGCGAACAAGGAAUCGGAGAUAACGCACUUAUUUGUUGAUACAUACAUUAUCUUGGGUGCAUCAUAACGAGUAACAUCACAUCGCGAAUGGGGCAUAUCAGCUUAUUAGUGAAGACUGUAUUUUAUUAUAGUCACCUCCACAAUUUUCGUAUAUACGGCUUACUGAUAACAAGCUUGUUAUCUGCAAUUUAAGACCGCGAAAAUAUAGUAUCCGUUCGGUCAGUGACUCAGUUAGAAUUUAAAAUGAGGGGGCACAGCUAUUAAAAAUAACUCAAUUAUAAACAAAUUAUUAUUUUGUCCAUUUCGAUAGCUGGAGGUAUCAUAAAACUUUUUCAGCAGAAUUUAUCGAUUAUUUCUUUUUCAAUGAUGUAUUUUUAGAUUUGUUAAUAUUCACUAACGCUAGUCUAUUAAUAGCCUCUAUUUAGAUGUUAGCCGUAGAUAAUUUUUCAAUAUUUUUAGAGUGGAUAAUGUACGCUCUGGCGUAAAGAAUCAGGUAAAUUCACAAAUAAUAAAUUGAAGUAGUAAUUUUUUUAUAUUUGAGUAUCUCAUCAAUUCUCAAAAUAUUUAAUUAUUUAAGACUUAGAUUUUAGUUUUGUUGUAUAAACUUAAAAAUGCUUAUACGUAUAAUAUGGUCCCUCAGGGACAUAAUUGCUCCCUCAGACCCCAUCCCUCUCCGUGGGUUCGUCACUGACCUCGGCUGUCUAGAUGUCCCGUCUUGGUCUUAAUGUCUUUAUAUUAUCUAUUAUAUUACGAGUUUAUGCUGGUAACUUUUUAACGUCGUCUAUAUAGUUGUCAACUGUCGAGUAAUUAGCAGUUGUUUCCAAUUUAGGCGGUUUCCGUCGAACGGUUAAUUAUUAAUUUUCCCCGAUUCCGCGCGGCGACCUUACACGCCGAUUUUAUUAAUGUACCCAAAUAUUCUGUCGUUUGAUUUUCGAAACUCCUAUAUUAGGACACUAUACGUAAAUAAUUAUAAUAUAAUAACGGUCUAUUUUCGUAAAUAAUUUAUUGUAUAUUCUAAAAUAUUACGUAGGUGUUAGUAUUCGUAUCGUAUUAUUAGGUAGAAUGAUUUUAUCAACGUGAUGAUGGAAACAAAAUGUAAUAUAUUGGUGACUUGCGGUCAAUGAUAUUAUUAUGGUAUAAUAACGACAUACGACAUAAUAUAUUAUACAAAUGUUUUAAAUGUUUACAGUGAAAGUAAUUUAGAGAUUUAUCGAUGAACUCCCGUGCAGCAGCACUAGGUACAAGGAUGAUGUUGACGUUUUUUUUUUUUUUUUGCUACCUUAUUUGGCGCCUAACCGAUCUAUGUGCACCGCGUUUAGUGUAUUACAGUCCCCAUAUGGUCACAAUUUUUCCUUUUCUCGUAUAAAAUCGUGUCAUGUGCAAAUAGUAAAUUUAAUACACACUCAUUAUAUUAUAUAAGACGUCCGCGCGCACGCGGUUACCGAAAUUCACAUACGGUCGAUGAUAAUAAUAUCGUUUUGUCUUUUUUAGGGCAUACGAAUGGGCCGCGUUUACUUAUUAAACUAACCGUAUGUAUAUUUACCAUAAUUGCCCCGUUGGUCUACGUAUUAUAUACUUGCAUUUAUUAUAAUAUCAUUCAUACUCUGUCGUUAAAUGAAAGGCGCCAUAAUUUAGUCGGAAUUAACUAACGUCACCAUGCGUCAUAUUGUAUAUUAUAUUUGGUAGUAAGCAUUAAAAAGAAAGCAUACUUAUUAUUAUCUCGUAACUCAUUUGAGGUUUUAAUUUGUAUACGUGCAUGUGCACUGUCUUGUAAAUAACAAAAUGUCCGAUCGAUUUAACUAUUAUUAUUAAAUUAAGCAGAGGCCUCUACGCGCUACGCCUAAAUUUGUUUUCUCUGCAUUCUGUCUCUCGCGUAUAAUAUAACAUCAAUCAACAAAAGCAUUCCGUGAUUGCAAAUCUCUGUAGUUUAAGUUUUUGGGCAAAGGGAUUUAUAUAUAUAUAUAUAUUUUAUAAAAAAUAGUGUUUACUGUUUAAACAUUGGCCGAAUGAUUUUUAUUUUUAAUCGAGAUAUAUGCGUGGUUUAAUAAUUUCUCUUCGUUUUAACCGAAUUUUUAAAAAUAAUGAAAAUAAUUAACAAACUAUUCGGUCAAGGCAUAAUUGUACUUUUUUUUUUUUUUUUUUUUUUCCUAUCGAAAAUGUCUACAAUUUACAUUUAAAUAAUAGUUUUCUUUGUCCUAAAUUCAACUAGUGAUUCGCAAUCGCACAAUGUCUUUGUUUGUUGCUUUACAACGCACGAGACGGCCAGAGAAAAUAAAUGUCGGUCGAGAGGCCCUCGAACGAAACACUUUAGAUUCGAUAUUAUAAUCUCUCUGAGUCAUCGGGUUUUGGUCAUUUCCGUGUUGAAUAUUCUACAAAAUAUCCUUCCUAAUAAUAUUAUUUUUAGUAGCAAACAUUAAUUAGUUUUAAAUACCAUUGGAUUUUUUUUAAGGAGUGGUAUAGAAUUCGUUCUCAUUCAUUGAUUUUGGAAUUUGGUGUAAGUGUUUGAAAGUUAAUCUUGUUUAAAUAACAUUUUUGGAGUGAAUCUAACGAUUUAAAUGUUUUAUUUUUAGUUAUUUCCGCUUUUCAGAAAAUAUGAACCGAAAAGGUUUACUAAAUAAUCGCUCUUGAGUAACUUUUUAUUUUCAACAUAGUUUUCUACUUCAAAAGAGUCACCGUGUAUGUACGUUUAUAUUAGUUGACAUAAUAUUCACACGGAAUUAUUAUAAUAUUUGAAUUAACAAUAAUGUUAAUUCAAUACGUUGCACUUAUUUCGGAAAUGUACAAAUUACACCAGACGUUUCCAGCGGCUGAAAUAUACAGUUAUUAAGUGAUCAACUAUAUUGCUGCUAUUAUAGAAUAAUAUGGCGUUUAAUAUAAUGUAUUUUAUACACGGAUCGUUUGUUCAUUUUAAAUAAAGUAUUGUACAAUAUAAUGGCUCUGAAUAUUAUAAUAUAAUACUUAUAUAGCUCGUUUAUUAUUUAACGAGUUGACUAAUAUAAAAAAAUACCAUUAUAUUAUCAGUUGCGUAUGUAGGAUUUCUCAUUAGUAGAGGGAGAGGCCAAUGAUUCCAAAAAUUAUUGUUUGUCUGUUAAUUUCUUUAAUUACGUUUAAACAUAUACUACACAACUUGAAACAAAUAAUGAAAAUUAACUACAUUCGCUAUAAAGUAUAAACAUUAAACAAUUAUGAUACAAAUUCCCGAGAAACAUAUUUUUAAGUUUUUUUUUUUUUAAAUUUAAUAUAAAUCGUCAUUAGUGUUAAUACCUACGCAAAAUUAAUUAUUGCAUUUUUUUGUCGGCGGUUUAGUUACUCGAUUUCUAUUCAGGGUUUACCUAUUGAUAUGAUUCGCGUUGAAUUAAUUAGAUCGCUUGUUCGUUUCCAAAGUUUUCAGAUGAUACUUUUAUACAUUUUAUAUUCGAAGCAUAGCGACGAAUCUAUUGGUUUUACUAUGAUGUGUGUUUUGUAUUUUUUUUCUGUCUGGACAAUUUUUCUACCAGAAAACUUGCUCCGAAGUAUAGACUAUACCUUUUAUGAAAGGCAAUGUUCUCUAGUUGGUGUAUUUGAGAUUAUUUUUUGAUUUUCCAAGGGAUUUUCGAAAUAAUUGGGAAAACUUAAAGAAAAUUAUAUGUAAAACGGCAAAUAUUUACGGCGCGCCGUGACAUUACCGUUUUCAUUGUGUUAAGUUUUCUACCAGAAAAUGACAAGAGAUCGAUUUUGUUCCUAUUAAAUGUUGCUAGUUAAUCGUUUUUUGGUAUCUUAAGUAUUUUUCAUAAUAAUUUGAAAAAAUCUUAAAAGACGAAAUAUAUUAUUUUUUUCAAAUUACAGCACAACAAUUUCUUUAUUUUAAAUUUUUACGGCUUAUAUCUUGUACUAUACAUUUUUCUCCAAUAUAUAAACGACAUGAAACCUUUUUUGUUGCAUUUUUAAUCUAGUUGAUGCCCAAGUAUGUCGUUUUUUUGCUUUUCCUUUUAUUUAACCGAAAAAUACGUAGAAAGAACAAGAAAAUUUACGAAAAUAAUUAUUUUAUUAUUUUAAAUUUUUGUUUUUGAAAAUUUGAUAGGAGGCUCAUUAUAAGUUGUCAAAAAAAAAAAACUGCAUAAAAACUAUUUUAAAGUUCAGAGUAUUAUAAAAGUUAAAAUCAAAUUUUGACUAAAAUCUUAAAUAUUAUGGCCUUUCAAAUCAUGUACAACCGAAUUCAGCUCCGAAUCGUUUUUUCUUAUCAAUAGUUUAUCAUUGAUUACAAGUAUAAAAGUUCUUCUCAUUUUAAAACUAUUUUUAUAAUAUUUUUUUUUCAAUAAAUUACUUUAUUUUAAUUUUAAGAAACUAUUUUAUAUUCUAGUUAGGUAUUUAUCUGUGAACGGAACAACAUCUUGUUCUCCGUAGUCAAAAUUUUCGUAACAGUUGGUUAGUUUUCUCAAUAUUCGGACCAUAUAUGGAGCUAGUGAAACAUUGAAUUUCAAAGAACUGUUUUUGUGCUUGUAUACUAUAUGUAUGUGUUUGUGUGAAAUAGACCGUAGCGGUAAAGAACGCAUUUGGUGUUUUUUUUUUAAAAAAUAAUCUAUUUGUUUAACAAACGAAUGAUGGUUUUGUUUUUAUUUAAAAUAUAAUUUCGUGGUAUUGGUAAUUGUGAUGUAUAUCGAAAUUAAAAUCGGUAUUUGAUAUAUCUAAAAUGAGACCAUAAUAUACUUGUUUAACGAGUGUCACAAUAAUAAAUUUAGAAAUUUGCCAUUUUUUUUCGCAUAUGAGUAAUUAUGAUUUCCAAUUUAAUCGUCUUAAAAAAUACUAAUUAUUGCUCUUCUUCUCUGGUUUUUAAUAACUGUGCGAGUUUCUUCCGUUAUCUAUAUUCCCCCCUCCCCCCGUUUUAUAUACAAAUAUAAAAAUGGACCAAUCGCGUACCUCUACAUUUUCCAAAUCAAUUUUUUCACAUUUAAUUGCCCUUUUUGGUGUUUCCUUUGGUGUAUCUUUUUUCCCGCCUCAAAUUCGUAGUCGUGUUUUAAAUAGCGUUUUUAUAAUUUUUGCGUAUUACGUGUUUGAACUAUUACAAUAUUUGCUGUAACCUGCUUUAAGCGUUUAUAAAGCUGGGGAACCAUGUUUCUCCUAAAAUAUUUCUAAUUGAAUUUCCUUCUCAUAAUAAUAUUAUUGUCGGUGAAAUUAUUUUACUACUGACAAGUAUUUUCAGAUUCUGAGUUUAGCAAAGGAGCCAUUCGUACUUUUACUAAGUAUGUAUGUGUUUUUUCUCGGGUAACACUUUUUUGCUAAUUAAAAAUGUUCGGAUUUUUUCAUGUCGUACUUUUAAAGAUGUGGAUGUUUUACCUGGCACUUUAUCUUAACAAUUUUUAAACAUUUUUCCUCGUCUUGGUCGUUUUUAUUGUUUUUUAAUUUUUGUUGUUUUCUGGGGAAUCUCGGGAACAACGAUAAAAACACUAAAGUAACUACUCCGUUCAAAAUAAUUUAAUACAAACAACGAUUAAUAACUUAAUAUAUCAUUGCUUACAGUUUGUAAAUUAAAUUACCUUGUACAUCAUCCCUUCCCAACUACCCACUUGUACAACAGUGACCCAUGUUUAUCAGUAUCAAUUUUUUUUACAUCGUGUUUAAUUUCUGAUCGACACAGUAUAUAAUAAUUCACUAAAAUUUAUUUAAUUUUUAUACAUUAUUUUAGGCAUAAUAUUAUAUACGAAGAAAAUGUAAAAGCCGAUCGAUAAACCUAUUAUGCUAUACAAUGUAGACGUUAUUAUUUUUGUCGGGCGGUAUUAGGAUUCCAAAGUUUCAUUUAUAAGCUACGAGUUGUAGUCAUAAACUCAUAAAUAAAGUAUAAAAUAUUACGAUAAAUAGUAAAAAAAAAUUUAAAAAAAAAAAAAAACAACCGAAACUAAGGCCUUCGUUAUCAUUUUUAUUAUAGAAACACGACAGCCACGACGCGUGCAGUUAUUUUUUUUUAUGUGUAUCUAUUUAUACAGUAUAGAAGUAUAGACAGGCGCACUGUCAAUAAAUCAUGUAUAUAGAGUGUUUAACAAAUAUUAAAAUAAUAAUAAAAGCAAUAGAGUUUUUCUUUCCUUCUGCGGUGGUGUUGUCGGUUUUUUUUCUUUCGUGUUUCCUAACAGUUUUAAUAAUAAAAAAAAAUAUAUUCGCCGACGUUGAUAUAUAUAUGUAUACAGUGUGUUUCGCUCAAAUUGACUUUGAAAAUUGUCCAUGAUAAGUAAAUCUAAAGUAUAAAUCUAUCUAUCUAUACAUUUGAUUAAAAUAUAUGAUUUUUUUUAUUCCGUUUUUCAACAAAAUUUCAAACGGUGACUGAAAGCUAAAUAUUUUGACUGAGAUUUUUAAUUAAAACUAAUCUUAAAAUUACACGUACGUGUUAUAAAAUAAACCGAUACAAACCAGAGUAUCGAAGUAGUCCAAGAUUUCAAUUUUCGCCAAUUGGACUGAAAAUUAAUGAAAACUUUCUUUAGAUUCAAACUAAUUGUUCAGUAAAAACCGUAUUCUAAAAUUCUUAAUCAUAUGAAAUAUAUAGUGCAUACGGACAGGCAAACACGGGCAAACUCACAAUAUUUUACGACGUUCACGUUACUUAAUAACAUAAUCACAAUAAGUUUUCAAUUUUGUUGAAAAAUCAAGUAUAAAUCAAAAUGUUCAAUUGAAUUUAGGACGGACGAUGCUUAAAUUAUCUCUAGUUUUUUUUUUGUUUAGAAAAUAUUAUAAUUGAUUAAAGUAACUCGAAAAAAAAAUAAGGUUAUUUGAAUCCGAUGCUUAAAGCUGCAGAUAUUUCCAUCUAAGAAAACGCCAGGAUAAAAAUCGGCUUAAAAUGCGCACUAUGCGUACAUCUUCGCCUUCCUAGAAAAAAACCCUUCAUUUCGUUCCAAGUCCAUUCGGAUAAAAUAUUUCGUGUUAUUGUUUCGGUGUAGAACCACACUGUAGAACUCUUUUUUUUUUUUAUCGGUCGUAUACAAUAAUAUACGGCCUUCUGUCGUGUGAGCGUUUUUUAAACAUUUUUUUCGCUAUCUGUUAUGCAUUGAGACGACGUCGUCGUCGUGUAAUACUAAUAAUAAUCAUAUGUGCCCCGUCAAAUACCUAUAGGAGGUGUAUACUUAUAAUAGCUGUCCUAUUAUGGAAUUAUUAACAGCGCGGCGGCGUGUACAAAUCAUUCCUAAAACAAACGGCCAUAAACAAUACUUAAAAAACUACACGUACCUAUACUCGCUUAUAUUUGAUAAUAUUUUCCCCGCCCCCGGUCGAUUCAAAAGUGGUCCAAAAACGCGUGUUACCUUAAAUAGACUAUACCUAGCUAUAGGUAAGCUCCUCUAGCUCCGCUUCUCUUAUCACAUACACACACACACACACACACACAUGACGUCCGUGAGAAACAAUUAAUUUUAUCCGAACGGCCUCGCGAAUGGCGAUUUCAAAAAAAAAAAAAAAUCAUCGUGUACCUAUCUGUAUAGUUUUUUCUUUUACCGCGCGUGUGUGAUCGGUUUGACAUUUUUCCCUCUCAUUUCUUUGUACAAUAAUCAUAUCGGUCCGAACAAUUACUUAUGUAUUUUUAUUAUCGGCAUCGCUUUCAAUGACUCAUAAUAAAUAAUAUGUACCUACCGGUUGUUUGUUAUAAUAUUAUAGUCGUAACUCUAUAGCUACAGUAGGUUUCCCGAACGAUUUCUAAAACCAUAAGUCUGAUCCGAUAGUAUAGAAAAUUUACCUGCUUGCAAAAUUCGUCUAUGUAACUUAUGUUGAGACGGUAAACAAUUAUGAAUUUGAAUUGUUUUUUUUUUUCAAUUAAAAUUCUUUUUAAGCCGAUCGCCAUUCAUACAAAUUGAUAUUUUCUUAAAUCUCAUAUUAAAAAAAACCUUAAUAACGUCUUCUUCUUAACUACCGAACUAUAUUUCGGUUCUUAAAAAUGCUCCAAAUUUUUCACAUUGUAUAUCCAUACUAAAAGAUGAUUUAUCGUCUGGGGGUACUUUAUUUAAAAAUAAUUUUCCAGAUUCACUUCAAUUUUAAAAUGACGGUAUGUCUGGGCAUACCUAGGUACUUAUAAGUACCUAGUUUUUUUUUAUGAUUUAUGGAAUUAACUUGGCUAUAAAAUGGGAAAAAACACAACAAAUAUAAUAUUAAAACCUUACUGGUAUAUAAAGUGAAUUACCAUUAUCCUAUAUCCUCCAAACUUGUUUCCAACCAACAACAGUGGGGCCUGUGCGUGUGUGUGUCAGGUUGUUUUUUUUCAAUUGAGCACAAUAAUUAUUCUCGUUUACUAACAGUAUAAUUAUAGGGUCAUUUUUACGGGUACGACAAUAAUGUUCGAAUUUUUUUUUCCUUCAAAUAAAUACCCAUUGUGAAAUUUAUCGAUUCGAGUGUGUGUGCGUAUCUAUCGAUUAGAAAGAAUGAUUUUAUUUUAUCUUUAGUGCACAAGUUUGCUAAUUAUUAUUUUAAUAUACAAUAAAUACGUGGCGUUGAGCUUGUAUAAAAUUAAUUUAAAUUUUUCAAUUAAUUUUGACCUUGAAUUAACUAAUCGUGUAAAUUUCCCGAAUAUCGAGAGUAAAUAUUAAAAUAUCGUCGUCGGGCACAUUUUCGCAGUGUUGCCGUUUGGCAUUCUUUUAAUUAUUUGCGUCACGGUUUGUUUAAAAUACACAGUUGUGUAGUUUGAUUACCCCACCGGACACAUACGUCACCGCCUCUCCGUAAUAUUUCAAAUACCCAUUGAUUUUUUUCACGAUGGAUUUCAUUAUAGUAUACACGAAAUAUAUUUUUUAUAUAUAUAUACUACCUGUUUUAGAUAAUAUAUCGUCCGUGAUGGGAGUUGCGAGGUAGGGUAAUAUUACCCCUUCCCCUUUGGUUUUUAAUUUAUCAACGAAGUUAAUCAAUCUGUGGCAAAAUCACGGGACUGUUGAGACGUGUCUAUAACUUUUAGUUCAUUUUUGUCUUACUGUAUAUAAUAAGGAUGUAUUAGAGUUAGGAGUAUUUUAAUUAUAAAAUCGUUAUUUAUUUUUAAAUUAUCUUUGCCCUUCCCAGUGCAUCCUGGAAAAACGUCUGCGAAAAUCCGAUGAUAUCGAACAUGGUGUUGGAUGGAAAGUACUAUACUGUCCGAAUUUCCUUAUAGCAUAUGGUCAGUUUUGCCUCCGUAUGCCUAAUAAAGCAAAAAAAAAAAAAUCAUUGAUCACAACCUCAAAUAUUCCAAUAUUGCUUCAUCCCAGGGUUCUCAGACAACUCCAUUCGGUUGUUCAUGUCAGGAUUUAAUAGAAAAUAACCCUCGAUUUGAUAUGAAUAACCGUGUCGGGGGAAGAUCACAGGGAAUAAAUUAUAUCAGAUUUAUGGAUUUUUGCAUUUAUUAUAACACGGAAGUAAAACUGUCCGCGAGCUCCGGACCAGAUUAUAAGAGGAGAACGUCGUCGAGAAUUUAUUUCUCGUAUAUGGAAAUUUAUUAGUUAAUUUUUUUUUUUAAUUUUUCGGGUCUCCCUGUACACGGCAAUCCGUGCUUACAAUAUAUAAGAUGAUGUUUUUCUACGCGAGCCGAGUCGUUUUUAUUUUUUCUCUAGCGUCGUUUUUUUUUUUUUUUUUUUUGUUACACGUUUAUGUUAAUCGUCACGUAUUCCUCGUAUAAUAUGUUUGUUCGCCUGUACUUCGUAAUAGUGUACACAAACCGUGAAUUUCAACAAACGGCGAAAUGUGAAAACUAUUCUAUAAUAACACAUGAAGGCGAACGAACGCCGAGAAUUACAAAUUUUAUUUUGUAUACUCGAUGAGAUAUUUCGGAUUUAAACAUUGGUCAUGUACACGCGUGCGAUGAUUAUUCGUAUUUGUCCCCUUGGGAGGGGAUCACGUCAACGUCGUCGUUUCUCUCCAUGUUCUCGUCCGAAACUAUGGAUGGAAUGGAAAUAAUUAUUUACGAGUCGUCCGUGCACGUAAUAUUAUAUUCAAACCAAUAAUCGAUCUAAGUCGAUAAACAUACCCGAAAUAAGUGAACUCUUCGAAAAAACGAAUUUAUUAUAAUUUAAUAACGACCGGUAGACAAGUCUGGAUUAUGAUGAGGUACGUUUUUGGUCUUCGAUUUACUAAUCGUUCGUAUAGACGUAAGGUAAUAGAGCUUCAAGGAAAAAUGUUCUGAUAGCAGAAAGAAGUCCGUGGGACCAAUGUUGUUAAAAAAAAAAGAUAGCGAGAGUACGAGUUUUAUGGUCUAUACCAGCGAGUCUUGUAAGUGACGAGGCAAAUAUUUUGAAAAUUACAAGAGGGAUGAGAGGGUUAUAAUUAUGUACACGAAAUAUGUAAACAACAUUUAUCUUAUAUUAUAUUAUUUGUAUUAUUUAAUAUGAUAUGUUAUUAUCAUUAAUUAUUUAGAAAAUUCAAAAAUAUUUUCUGAAACCGAUCAAUACACUAUAAUUUAUUUUGAACUAAAUUCAUUUCGAGAUUUUGAAAUCGCCUCUGAACUAUACUACACCCGUUAAUAGCGAGAGAGAGAAGAAUAACAACAUUAAUUAUUAACUAUUAUAUAUGGUUUUUUUCUGUAAAAUAAAAAUGAAGUUACAAGCAUUGUUAGAAAAAGAUAGUGUACGGAGGUUCUCAAUCUCUUAUAUUUUUACUCCCAUAGUCCAGUUUCUUCGAUGGUUAAAAUGGGAUGACAAAAAAUUUGGAAUUCUCUAAGCAGUGUUUUUGUAGUUAUCAGUAGGGUUAUAAGUCGGAAAUAUUCCUUUUAAAAUUUUCACGUUUUGCAUAUUUCAAUAAUGUACCUAUUGAAAAAUACAUGUAUUCUUUUUGUAAACAUAAGUUUUUUCUUGGUUUGAUUUUGUAUUAUAAUAUGUUUUAUAAAUUAUUCAUUAUUUAAUAAUAUCGUAGUAGUAGUAAUAGUAUCUGGUUCAUUUUAAAUAUUCUUUGUUCAAAUAAAUAAUUACUCAAUUAUAGAUAUAAAUUUCAAACAAACAAUUAAGUACUAUUUAAUGUCAAAAAUUAAAACUGAAUGAACUAUUUUCAUAUUGUUAAUUGUAAAUGUUUUCAAUUUGUUGUUGAUAAUUUUUUUUGUUUUAAGUUCAGGACUGUUCUGUGUCUGCCGCAGUUACUAUUUGAGUUUUACAUUUAAUUUAAUUAUUCAAUCGCUCAAUUGCCCACAUGUGUUAUAAAUAAGCUUAGGGACUUCUAGCUUUAAAUGAACAACCAAAAUCAAAAAAUAAAAUGCUCGUAAAUAAUAUACUAAAUAAUUGACAUAUAGCUAUUUUUUAAUUAUUAAUGGUUUUCGUAAAAACUUAAUGUUUUGAAACGUUUAUUAAUUUGAGAGUUAUUGAUUGAUCAAACACAAUGCUUUUGUUUGUCAACUAAAUGAGCUAUGCGUAUGAUUUUGAACAAUGUAAAUCGAAAAACGCGUGUUUAAAAUACAAUAAAAAAUAAACACAAUAUGCGUAUACGAUUUCCUUUUAAUAGUAUUCAAAAGCUAAAUACUGCGAUAAAUAUGCUUAAAAAAGCGAAGUCUGUAAAACACGCAAAUAAUAGCGGAAAAUAGAAUUCAGGAUUUAGAUUUCUUACACGGUGGAAACGUUGACGUAUGUUUAAUUCCUAUCGUUUGUUUUUGUCGUCUUUUUUAAAACUGAUAGUUACGCAAAUACGUCUAAAAGGCCGGCUCCCUAUAGGGAGCUUACUAUAGUAAGUUACGAACGUAUUAACGUCAAUAACGAUAUGGAAUCGUUAGUUAGGCAUUAUGUUUUAUUACGUGACGGAUUUUUUUUUUUUUUUUUCCUAUCGACAUUUUUAAAUACUUUUCGAUGUGCGAUCGCGCGCGCGACACACCGGUGUGUAAAAUACCCAAAAUUCUUAUCGGGGAAAUAAUUCACCAGUUAGUCAUCCGCGUCCCCCGUCCGUCAGUCAUGUGCGUACGCGCAAUAAUACUCGUAUAUUUAUUAACAUUUUUAGUGAACGUAACGUACGUGUGUAGAUAGAUAACGAGCGGUUCGGCCGAAUUUAUAAAAAGAUAAUAAACGAAACGUACCUAGCAAACAGGUUCUAAUACGGUAUUUAUACGAAGUGUGUGUGUGUGUGUGUGUGUGUGUGUUUUUUUUUCCGUUUUUAAGUAAUGCGCUCGUCCGAGUCGAGAAUACGCCGUGAGUCACACGGUCGUACAGCAGCGCGCGCAAAACGAACAAUUAUAAUAUCGCCCUGUAUAACACGAAUACGAACUAUAUAACAUUAUAUACCGAUAAAACGCGCGCGUCGUUUACAACGAUUUUCCGAUCGCGGUCAUUCAAACAUUGUUUUAUCGCCGCAGCAGUAUUGUUCAAUAGAAAUAUCACAGCGGUCGUAUAAAUAUAAUAAUUAUUAUUAUUAUUAUUGUUCGAAAACGGCGACGGCGAAUUCCGUUCAGUGUGUGUGUGUUAAUUAUUACCGAAUUUUUCGACUUUCUCGCGGCCGAAACAACAAUUACUGCUGCAAUCUCAUAAGUAAUUGAGAUGAUUGUAUAAAUAUUAAUAAAAUCAAUUAGUGUUUAAUGCCCGAACGGACGAUAUAACGUCGAUAAUUAUCGUAAUUUUUAUUUUUUCUAAUCUAAUUAACUCGCCGGACGCGCUUGAAAAAAAAAAAUCCAUACGGAUGUGUAUUAUAUUAUUAUUAUUAUUAUUUUUUUUUUUGCUUCGUUCGAAUCGAUUAAUUUUUAUUGUUCGCCCGAUAACGCGAAUCAAAUAUAUACGGGGUGGUAUAUUUUACCCGCGGAAAAUUGAUAAGGUCCAUAAUAGUAUUGCGUCAACAAUAAUAAUAUUUAAAAACAAAAAUGUAGACGUAAGAUUUUUGUCCGAUUAUAUUUUCCGUGCCCGGAAGACGAGCGAACGACGUGUGCAUUAUGAAUUGUUAUUGUUUUACCGAAUAUUUAGGUCGUUUAUUGUUGUACAUUGUUUUUUUUUUUCAUUCUUACGAAUAGAUAUUAAAAAAUAAAUGACGAAAUAGGUACCUAGUUAUUGGUUUAAUGAUUGAUUUUAAAACGUUGUUAUCGUCGUCGCUUUACCAUAAUAACAUAAUAAUAUGUUCCUUAAUCAGUCUGUGAUGGCGUCAGCGGUGGCAUCACUAAUGGCACCGUGAAAUAUUAAGGGGACGUCGUUUUUUCUGAGGUUACCGUGAACAUAAUUUACAUAAUUACAUCAAGAAAAAACUUUAAAUCGAAGAUUUUAGUGUCGGAAUCGGCCAUGUCGUGUAGUUCGAUAAUUUAAUUAUUGCGACUAUCGAAAGUCGCUUAAACCCAAAGCGCUAUUAUAGUAACCAAACUAUUAAAUCGAAAUAAUGGUAAACGUCGUAUUCGAGAUAACGUCGUUUAUGUUAAUUCAAGCACUCUUUAUUGGCAUUGAUUACAGAUGAUCACAUGAAAUAAUCAAAUCAAAUUUAAUUUAAUGAAAGAGACGGGGGAAAUAUCACUUGAAACGAAAAUAAAAUAUAUAUAAUACUAAAUGUUAUCAUCAUGACAUGAAUGAAAUGACAACCGACUCGGAAACAAAGUGAACGACAAAUUAACAUGCAGACGAAUAAAUGAACAUAAUAUUAUGGUUUAUGUUUGUUUUUAUUUCAUGAUAAAUAAUAUUUUAUUUUGAAUUAUUACCAAAACCCUAUAUUACAUAUUUAAUUGUUAUUAUGUAUGUAUCGUAGGUAUCUAGUUGUCGAAAAUCAUCGUGUUUAAUCAAACCAAAUAGAUACACUGUAAAUCAGUAGUUGGGCUGAGACUAAUUUUAGGGAAGGGUAGAUGGAAAAAAAUGCCGUGUUCUAUUUGUGUAAAUAAAUUCUAUACGUCGUGUAGUUUAAUACGCUUUAUUUACUCUUGUAUUAAAAUUAUUUUACUAUGGUAUAAUGUGAAUUUGUUCUGUGUCUGUGAACAACUUUUCUGUCGGAAAUCUUGCUUUUAAUCAAAAAUCCGAAAAAAAUAACUUUUUUCCCUCCUGUAAGAUUUUCGAUCUAUUUGGAAAAAAACUGGAGAAAGUUUACAGUAAUAACGGUUUCGUUAUUUUCGAUUUUGUUCUUUUGUUGUAAAACUUAAUAUUGGCUCUUUCUAAACGUAAACUUUUCAAAACAUUCAGGCGUUCGUUGAUAUCAUUCAUCUGUAGUUUUACCCGUGAUUGUAAUAUUAUUAAUUAUCGUUAAUUCCUGGAGGGUCGAUAAACUGAGGCGAUUGAUAAGUUAACACCAUAAGUAAAAAGCUGUAAAAUAAAACUAACACCUGACAUUAUAAAUCAAUCUUGGAGCUCUGUUAAGUUAAGGAUGGCCUAUCUUUGUAUCAGCUAUGAGUAUUAUCCAGUAGGUAACAAUUGAAAAGAUAAGUCCAAGAUCAGGAAAUUUAUUUUUUCGGUACCCCCCCCCAUCAAAUCCGCCACUAACAAAAAUUACAACACGCGCAACACUUGCGGCCAAAAUAUGAAGCUUAUAUGUCGUACCACAUAAACCAAGUUUCUGUACAUGAGUUACCUAUCCUAAACCAAAUACCAAUAUUGAUUAGAAGAAAAAUAUUACACAACAUUGUCAACUAACAAUCAUUAAUAAUGCUACUUGUAUACAUAAUUUAGGAUAGGCAACCACUAUGGUUUUCUGAAGCUAUAUCAAUGAGCAUUUUAUGAUUGAAUGUGUUGUUAUUUAUAUUUAGUCGAACCAUACGAGUUUAAUGUUCAAAAAUCGGUUGUUGGUAAAGUGGGAAAAAGGUACUAAAAUGUAUUCAUCAAUAAAUCACGUAAAACGAAUGUUGGAAAUUCAAAGCUAAAGAUUAAACACCUAUUUGAGUUAUUAAAAUGUAUAAUACAUUAUACUUUUAUAUUUUUUUUAAAAAAGAUAUUUUGAAUAUUGCAUAAAGCUUUAUAAAUUACAAGAACAUUUUUCUUAUUAUAUUUUAAUAAAAAAUUUUAAUUUGUGAGUUUUAAUUGCUAUUUUUGAAUUAAUAGGGAUUUGGAUUUAUAUUAUAAAUAUUAGAUUUACUUGUAUUUUUACAAGUAAAUUAACUAAAUUAACUACAUCACUAUUAACAAAUACAUUAAUUGUGUAUUAUUAACUUAUUUUUAUUUUGUUUUUUCAUAUUUGAUCUUCUCAUUUUGGAAAAUAAUAGUCACCUGGUCCAGCUCUAGUUGUUGUAAGUAUUUAUACAGUUCUCUGUAAAUUAUUUUUGUCUUAUAACGGGUAUAUAUUUAUGGGUAAAUUAUAAAUUUAAUUUGUGUAACAUACUAUAAAAGUAAAUUAAAAAAUGUUGUUUUUGAAGAAAAAAAAGAUUUCUGUUUACAUUAACAUGUACAUUAGUUAUGUACUUAAGAUUUAUUACCUAAUUACAAUAUUAUUAACAUAUUGCUUUACAAAAAUGUUUGCACGCUUUCCGGUCGGAUUGAUAAUGUAUUUAUUUAACUAGUGUAAUAAUAAUGUUAGUUUUGAGGUGAGUGAAAUAAUAUCUUCAAAUAAUUGAUUUUUAAAAACAUUGUUUAUUUAUUUUUAGGGAGAAUUAGAACAACAACUGUUGCAAGCUAAUCCCAUUUUAGAAGCAUUUGGUAAUGCGAAGACUGUGAAAAAUGACAAUUCUUCUAGAUUUGUAAGUUUUAAGUAAACAUUUAUAUAUAUAUAUAAAUAAAACUUUUAACAUUUGUUGUGGUGUCUCUAGGGUAAAUUUAUUCGUAUCAAUUUUGAUGCAUCUGGUUUCAUUGCUGGUGCUAAUAUUGAAACUUACUUAUUGGAAAAAUCAAGAGCUAUACGCCAAGCUAAAGACGAACGUACAUUCCACAUUUUCUAUCAAAUACUUUGUGGAGCAUCUGCGGAACAAAAAAGUAAAUUAAUGGUUUUUCAGAUAUUGAAAAAAAAAAAUCUAUUAAAUUUUAUGAAAGUUUAUUUAAAACUAAUAUUAAUUUCUUCUUCUUUUAUAUUAUGUUUUGUGUAGAGGAAUUUAUUCUCGAAGAUCCUAAAACUUAUAGUUUUCUUACAAAUGGAAAUCUCCCCGUACCCGGUGUGGAUGAUGCUGCAGAAUUCAAAGAAACUGUUAACGCUAUGAAUAUUAUGGGAAUGACUACAGAAGAUUAUUCUGGUUAGUUUAUUAUUUGUGUUUUUGUUAUUAAAAUGUUUCUUAUGUACACCUGAUAAAACUAUAUUAGUAUUUCUAUAUAUUUCUUUUAGCUAUUUUCCGUAUUGUAAGUGCUGUAAUGCUGUUUGGUAAUAUGCAAUUCAAACAAGAACGCAACAGUGAUCAGGCAACAUUACCUGAUAAUACAGUGGCACAAAAAGUUGCUCAUCUGUUGGGUCUGUCCAUCACCGAAAUGACUAAAGCCUUUCUUAGACCACGUAUCAAAGUAGGCCGAGACUACGUAUCUAAAGCCCAGACGAAAGAACAAGUGGAAUUCGCAGUGGAAGCCAUUUCUAAAGCAUGCUACGAGCGUAUGUUCCGUUGGCUUGUUAACCGAAUUAAUCGAUCAUUAGAUAGAUCGAAAAGACAAGGGGCUUCAUUUAUUGGAAUUUUAGAUAUGGCUGGAUUUGAAAUUUUUGAAGUAAUUUAUUAAUAUUUGUUUAUUUUGUUUUUUUCUAUUAUUUAAUAUCAAUUCAUUUUUUAUUAGUUGAACUCGUUUGAACAAUUGUGUAUAAAUUAUACCAAUGAGAAAUUGCAGCAACUUUUCAAUCAUACUAUGUUCAUUUUGGAACAAGAAGAAUAUCAAAGAGAAGGUAUUGAAUGGAAGUUCAUUGAUUUUGGAUUAGAUCUACAACCCACUAUUGAUUUAAUUGACAAAGUAUGGAUUCCAUAUUUCUAAUUGCGUUUAUUUAAUUUAAUUCAAUUGUUAACUUUUUGUUUGUUUUAUAGCCUAUGGGUGUAAUGGCAUUAUUGGAUGAAGAGUGUUGGUUCCCAAAAGCUACAGAUAAAUCGUUUGUUGAAAAAUUGAUGUCUGCCCAAAGUGUUCAUCCAAAAUUCCACAAAACAGAUUUUAGAGGAGUUGCUGAUUUCUCGAUAAUUCAUUAUGCUGGAAAAGUUGAUUAUUCUGCCCAUAAAUGGCUAAUGAAAAACAUGGAUCCAUUAAAUGAAAAUAUCGUUCAGCUUCUUCAAACAUCUCAAGAUCCCUUUGUCGGUCAUAUCUGGAAGGACGCUGAGAUUGUGGGUAUAGCUCAUCAAGCUUUAACUGACACUCAAUUUGGAGCACGUACAAGAAAAGGAAUGUUCCGCACAGUAUCACAAUUGUACAAAGAACAAUUGAACAAAUUAAUGAUCACCCUUAGGAACACAAAUCCUAACUUUGUGAGAUGUAUUAUCCCAAACCAUGAAAAAAGAGCCGGUAAAAUUGACGCUCAGCUUGUACUAGACCAGCUUCGCUGCAAUGGGGUGUUGGAAGGAAUUAGGAUUUGUAGACAAGGUUUCCCCAAUCGUAUUCCAUUCCAGGAGUUCAGACAGCGUUAUGAACUGCUCACUUCAAAUGCUAUACCCAAAGGUUUCAUGGACGGUAAAAAAGCUUGUGAAAAAAUGAUAAAUGCUCUUGAACUCGAUACCAAUCUAUAUCGUGUGGGUCAAUCAAAAAUAUUCUUCAGAGCCGGUGUACUUGCCCAUUUGGAAGAAGAAAGAGACUUUAAAAUUUCAGACUUGAUUGUUAACUUCCAAGUAUGUAUUUUUACAUGUUUUUACAUACAUACAUAAUAUCUAGUUUACUAUGUAUCGUUUGAUUUUAGGCUUUCUGCAGAGGAUAUUUGGCGAGAAGAAAUUAUCAAAAACGUUUACAACAAUUGAAUGCUAUUCGUAUUAUUCAGCGAAACUGUUCAGCAUACUUGAAAUUGAGGAACUGGCAAUGGUGGCGACUAUACACUAAAGUCAAACCGUUGUUAGAAGUCACUAAACAAGAGGAAGUACUGUCCAUUAAAGAAGAAGAAUUAAAGGUAGUCAAAGAAAAAUUGGAAUCUCAACACCGUGGUGUUGUUGAACUUGAGAAGAAGUAUGUAUUAUAUUCAUAUAGUUGAUCUCUGCCAAUUUUGAGGCACAAAUUAUUAAUCAUUGGUUAGGUUGGAUUAUCAAAAAAAUAUUUUCUAAAGUGUACUACAUUUUCAAUAUACUUAACCAAAGAAACAAUACAACUAUGCUAUAUUUAUAAAUUUGUUCAUCUCUAUAGAAAUAAAAUGAGGGAUAUUAAUAUAUAAUAUAUUGUAAAGGUUUCACUUCUAAUUUAAUAUUUUAUUUUGUUUAGAUAUCAAACAGCUGUUGAUGAGAAAAAUGCUUUGGCUGAACAACUACAGGCGGAAGUUGAACUGUGUGCUGAAGCUGAGGAAAUGAGAGCUAGACUUGCUGCCAGAAAAUUAGAGCUCGAAGAAAUACUGCACGAUUUAGAAGCUAGAAUUGAAGAAGAAGAAGAAAGGUCUAGUACAUUGGGUCAAGAGAAAAGGAAGUUACAAAUCAACAUAAAUGUUAGUACCAGACAAUAAAAAUUGUUUAAAAAAUUAUAAUAAUGUUAUCUUUAUAUUUGAUUUAUUUGUAUUAAUUAAAGGAUUUGGAAGAACAAUUGGAAGAAGAAGAAGCAGCACGACAGAAACUACAAUUGGAACGUGUGCAAACUGAUGCUAAACUAAAAAAAUUAGAAGAAGAUCUUGCACUUGCUGAAGAUACCAAUGUAAAAAUAGCUAAAGAAAAAAAGGUCUUGGAAGAAAGAGCUUCAGACUUGGCACAGACAUUAGCUGAAGAAGAAGAAAAAGCUAAACACUUAGCUAAGUUAAAAGCAAAACAUGAAACAUCUAUAGCUGAAUUGGAAGAAAGACUAUUAAAAGAUAAUCAACAGAGACAAGAGAUGGAUCGUACUAAACGUAAAGUCGAGACCGAAGUAAGCAAAUUAGUGUUUUAAUUUUAAAUUUUUUAAAACUUUAUAUGUAUCUAAAACAUUAACCAAUCAUGUUCAGGUAAAUGAUUUAAAAGAACAAUUAAAUGAAAAGAAAGCUCAAGUUGAAGACUUACAGUUGCAACUUGGUAAACGAGAAGAAGAAUUAACCCAAGCUUUUAUGAGAAUCGAUGAAGAAGCUGCCAGUAUGUUUAAAUUUUGUAUUUUCUGUUUCUGUUUUGUGUUAAUACAAUUUAUUAAUAUAUGAUUAAUAUUUACUAGGCAAAGCUCAAUCUCAAAAGGCUCUUAGAGAAUUGGAAUCACAACUUGGUGAACUCCAAGAGGAUCUGGAAGCUGAACGCUCGGCGAGAAGCAAAGCAGAAAAACAGAAACGUGACCUUAACGAAGAACUUGAAGCUUUAAAGCAUGAACUAUUGGAUUCUUUGGACAUUACAGCAGCACAACACGAACUUCGAGCUAAACGAGAGCAGGUAUACUAUUCUAAUAUAGUACCUUUCAUUUUUUAUCAGUUCACAUUCUUAACCAAUCCUAUGUAUUAAAAUAACCUUUAUGUAUGUUUGUAUAUAUGUAUAUGUUUAAAUAUUUUGGUUUCCCUAUUAGGAAUUGGCAACCUUAAAAAAAUCAUUAGAAGAAGAUACACAAUCUCACGAAAUCACCAUUACUGAAAUGCGGCACAAACACAGUCAAGAAAUAUCAGUCAUAAAUGAACAAAUAGAAUCCUUGAAAAAGGUAUAGAUUUAAACCAUACAUAUAAUUUCUCUUGUAUUUCUAUUUUUAUAAUAUUUCAAUUAUCAUUCCAUAGUCUAAAAGUUCAUUGGAAAAAACCAAACAAACUCUUGAAGCUGAAAAUGCAGACCUUGCUGCUGAAUUAAAAUCUUCUGCUUCUUCCAAAUCUGAAUUGGAGAGGAAACGUAAAAUUGCUGAAUCUCAACUUAGUGAGUACCCAGAAACUGUUAAUUUAUAUUCGUACUAAAUAAUUGUUUUGUGUUUUUUCUUUUUAGGUGAGACACAGAGUAAACUCUCGGAAUCAGAAAGAUCUAAAAAUGAAUUGCUCGAUAGACUUUCCAAACUCAGUAAUGAGUCUGAAUCCAUUGUUAAUCAAUUGGAAGCGGCAGAACUCAAAGCUUCCACUGCAGAAAAAUCAGCUGGUACAAUGGAAACUCAAUUGCAAGAAACACAGGUACAUUUUAAAAAAUAAUUUAAUGUUUUUUUUUAUACGGAAACAUUUAAAUGUAACAAUCUCAUGGGAAACAAAAAAAUGAUUUAUAUAAUUCUCUAAUAUUAUUCUUUUAUAAAAUUCUUUAUUAAAAUUAUAUAUAUAUUUUUUAAUUUGAUUAUUUGCAUGUUUGUAAGAUUAAAUUGUAUACAUUGACAUAUUAUGUUCAUGUAUAUACAAGUAAUCCAUUUAAAAAUACAAAUUUUGUUAACUUCUUCAUUAAUACAUACUCUCAUUCAGUUUCUAUUGCUGAAGAGAUUAUUUGAUCUACUUGCUUAAUUUUAUUUUCAAGUUUUUUAAUAUGGAUGAAAGAUAACUAGUCAGAAGACAGAAUUUUUUUAAUACAUUUAGUGACUUCAUUAAAAAUAAAAAAUUUAUCUCAAAAACUUUUACUAACAUGUUUACAUUUUGAUAUUUGUUUUUAAUAGGUUUGUUAUCAACUAAUUUAAUUGAAAAGUCAGAUUUAUUUAUUAUAUAUAGAUAAUAAUUUUACUCAUUAGCGUCGACAUUUGUAUACAUUUGCUUAUUUGUAUUUUUGGUCAAAAAAUUUACUAGAUUAUACCAAAAUUUGUUACAUGACCUAACAAUUCUCUAAAGCACAUUUUAUUUUGCACAUUUCAAAGAUUUUGUACAGUUUGAGCAUAUUUAAGAUUUCAUAUAUUUUUGAGACAUUUUCAACUCAACAAAUAAAAAAUCACAUAAUUAUUUUUCAAGAUUUAUAAAUAUUAGAAUUCAGCUGAUAAUAUAUAAGGUAUCCGUGUUUCCGUGUUUUGGAUAAAAUAUGAAUUAGUUUUACUCUUAUAAGUUGUUAUUGAAUACUUUAAUAGAUUAAGUUACAAUAACUAAUCAUAUAACAAUAUCACACAAUAUUCUUGGAUGCAUUGAGUAAGCAAGAAAAUGUUUUAUCAUUAAAAUGUAUUGUUUCGUUUGUAUUAUAAAAUAAAAUAUUUUUGUUUGAUUUUUAGACAAGAAAAAUUUAAAUAUCGAAUUCCACAUCUUUUUUUUUUUUUCAUCAACCAUUUAAAACAUUUGCAGUUAAAUAAUAUAAAAUAUAAACAUUUAAUAAAUAAUAAAAUAAUAAAAAAAUUUUUUUUUUUUUUUUGAAAAUAUUUUCAGAACAUUUUGUUAAUUUUUAUAGGGCAUAGGUCCUACUUAUAAUUAACAAUAAAGGUCUAUAUGGUUUCAAAAAUAUUUUAUUAGAAAGAAGUUUUUGUUACAUGAAAUUUUAAUGUGUAUGUAUUGUAUACAUAUUUAAAGUAAUAAUUCUUUUUUUUUUUUUUCAAUAGGCUCUCCUUGAAGAAGAAACCAAACUGAAAUUAUCAUUGAACUCAAAAUUGAAGCAAAUCGAAAGUGAAAAGGAAGUUUUGCAAGAACAAUUGGAAGAAGAGGAAGAGUCCAAGAAAAACAUGGAAAAACAAAUAGUCGCUCUUAAUUUACAAAUCACUGAAUGCCGAAAAAAAAUGGAAGAAGAAGCUGAACAAACUGCUGCUAUAGAAUCUUCUUAUAAAAAGAUCAUCAAGGUAAGUCAUAAAUCCUAUCUCCAAAUUUCACUUUUUGAUCUUCAUAUUUUAUAAAUAUUUUUCUGGACCUAAUGGUAUACCGAGUGACUUCCUUUUCAAUUUAUGACAUACGUUAUAGUAGUUACUUGGGUUAUUAUUUAGUAAAUCAUUAGAUAAAGGUAUUUUUCUGUCUUUAUUUUCAUUAUUAAAAGUCAUCUAAAGUGGUAAACUAUUCUCCUCCUUUUGCCGAUCAAUUACAUGUAAUAAAAAUAUUUGAAAUAUAAGUUUGACCAAAGAACUUACAGUCAUUAGUGAAUUCAUCUCUGAUAAAAGAUUACCAUGUGUUUUGUGCCUUGUAAUUUUGUGUUCGAUUUUUUCUUUUGAAUCAUUAAAAUUGUUCAAUAUUCUCAAGUUGACACUAUUUACAUUGAUUUUAUUAAGACCUUCAAUCAGGUAAAUCUUGAAAUCCUUAUUAGGAUCAUAUUUGACUCUAGUUUUGGUGAAUCUAUUCUUUCUUAGUUCUAAUCCUAUUGUAUAAAUGCUAUAAUAUUUCAAUCCAUAGUAAUUAGUAUUUAAUUGACUAUAUAUUGUUUAUUUAGGAUGUGGAAGUUUUACAACGCCAAAUAGAAGAAUUACAGGCAACUAAUGAUAAAUUAGAGAAAUCUAAAAAGAAACUUCAAUCAGAAUUAGAUGAUAUUAAUAUUGAUUUAGAAGCUCAACGAGCCAAGGUUAUUGAGCUCGAGAAAAAACAGAGAAUAUUUGACAAAACUCUGGCAGAAGAAAAGGUAAAACAGUACAAAAAUAAUAAUAGUUAUCAUUAUAUUUAGUUUGAUUGCACGAUACAAAUAAAAUUAAAAUUAAAACUUUAUUUAUUGUAAAUAUUUUUAACAGGCGGUUUCUGAGCAAAUGGUAAUUGAACGUGACACUGCUGAACGUGAAGCCCGAGAAAAGGAAACACGUGUGCUUUCAUUGACCAGAGAACUUGAUGAGCUGAUGGUAAAAGUUGAAGAAUUAGAAAGAGGAAAGAGAACUCUUCAAAAUGAGUUGGAUGAACUAAUUAACAGUCAAGGAACAGCAGAUAAAAAUGUUUGUUCUCAACUUUAAUUGAUAAAUUGACAAGCAUAAUAUGUAAUAAAUUUUUGUUCAGGUACAUGAGUUGGAAAAAGCAAAGAGAAUAUUGGAGUCACAGUUAGCCGAAAUCCGCAUACAGAAUGAAGAUUUAGAAGAUGAACUUCAAAUUACUGAAGAUGCUAAAUUAAGACUUGAAGUUAACAUGCAAGCAUUGAGAGCUCAAUUUGAACGCGAUCUUGUUGUAAGCCUACUAUUAUAAUGUUAACACUAUAAUUUAUCCUGUUUAUUAAAAUAUAUUAAUUUCACUAAUUCUUCUAUGUGUGUUAACUUUUAUUAGGCUAAAGAAGAACAGAGCGAAGAAAAACGCCGAGGGCUUGUGAAACAAAUUCGUGACAUUGAGGCCGAACUAGAAGAUGAACGCAAACAGAGGUCCACCGCAAUGUCUGGUCGUAAGAAGAUUGAGGCUGAUUACAAAGAUUUAGAACAGCAAUUAGACAUGCACAACAAAUUGAAAGAAGAUGCUCUAAAACAACUGAAAAAACUACAAAUUCAGUUGAAGGAUGCGACACGUGACGCUGAAGAAGCAAGGGCUUCUAGAGAUGAGCUUUCAGCUAAUUCUAAAGAAACUGAACGUAAAUUGAAAUCAGUUGAAGCUGAAUUGUUAUUGUUAACUGAAGAAUUAUCUGCAUCUGAAAGAGCUAGACGUGUAGCAGAAAGUGAACGUGAUGAUCUCCUUGAAGAAAUGAAUAGUAACUCCAACAAAGGGUUUGUAUUUACUUUCACUUUAUAAUAUAAGUUUGAGGUUUUUUUUAUUUGUAGUUUUAUUUUGUUAGCAGUACAUUAAUGGUUGAUGAAAAACGCCGCCUGGAAGCAAGAAUUGCUACAUUAGAAGAAGAACUUGAAGAAGAACAAACUGCUUUGGAAACAUCAAAUGAACGUAGUAGAAAAGCAAUAAUACAAAUUGAGCAAUUAAAUUCUGGUAAAUAUAACUUUUUUUUAUACAUGUUUACAAUUUUAUUUAUUUAUUUAUUUAAAAUGUUAGACUUGGCCAAUGAACGAUCGUCAUCUCAAAAAUUGGAGACAAACAGAAUGUUAUUAGACAGGCAAAAUAAAGAACUGAAAGCCAAACUGGCAGAAAUUGAAACUACUCAACGAGUGAAAACCAAAGCUGCCAUUGCAAACUUGGAAUCUAAACUUGAGAAUGCAAAUGAACAAUUGGAAGCUGAAGUCAAGUAUGUGUACAAAAAAAUAUGUAAUGAGUAAAGCUAUAAAGAUUUUUUUUUUUUUAUUAUUUUAUGUUUUUCAUCUUUAUUUUUAAUUAGGGACAGACAAUUGCAACAAAAGGCCAAUCGCAAAUUGGAAAAAAAGAUGAAAGAAAUCUUAAUGCAAUUAGAAGAUGAAAGAAGAACAAAUGACCAAUAUAAAGAACAAGUAGAAAAGGUAUACAUUUAGAAAUUAAAUAGAAAAUUAUGUUUAUUUAAUAAUUUUGGAUUUUUCUUUUUUAGCUUAACGCGAGAGUUAAAACAUUUAAAAGGCAAAUUGAAGACGCAGAAGAAGAAAUCAGCCGAGAGAAACAACAGAAACGAAAAAUUCAACGUGAUCUCGAUGAACUUUUGGAAUCAAAUGAAUCAAUAUCCAGGGAGAACAAUAAUUUGAGAAGCAAACUUAGGUAAAUUGCAUAUUAAUAAUUUUAGUAGUAAAAUCAUAAGCUAUAACUGCUGCUGUUUUCUUUGUUCAGAAGAACUGGAGUAACCACGUCUUCCAGAAUGGGUUCGUCUGGUAGUAAACGAGGCUCAACAAUUGAUGAUUUAACGGUACAUGGAAAUUUAGAUGACUCGCUUGAGUCAAAUAAUGGAUCAAACGAUACAAAUUCUUUGGGUGAGACUAUAACAACAACAAUAGUUAAAAGUUAAAUUUUUAUAUAUAUUUUGUAUUCUUCUUUAUCUUUCUAUCCUUCUCAUGGUCAAGUCGAUGGUGUAAAUUAAUAUUCCAAUAUUUAGGUGCCGAAGACAUGUGGUCUCGUUAAAUUUUCAAGAUUAUUACUUUUCAAUCAAAAACUAAAUAAAUAAUGGUAUGUAGGGAAUGCACUUGAAAAAUCCUCUUUAUUUCCAACCCCACUAAUUUCUUCUUAGCAUUAAAAAACUGCCUAAAUUAUUAAAUGUUGCAAUUGUGAUAUUUUUUUUUUAAUAUCACUGUUUACAAAUUUUCAUCAUAUACAAAAAAAAAAAAACCCAGUUUAUUCCUGCAUGGGAAAAUAUAUGUAUAUAGUAGACUCUCAAUAAUUCGAAACUUUCGGUUAUUAAAAGUAAAUGCUUGUUCUCUUGAAAAUCUUUUGGUAAUUCGAAUAAAAAAAUUAAUUUACACUUGGUAAUUUAAAAUUAAAUUUUGAGAAAACUGGUCAUUAACACGUGAAUAUUCGAAGUUUCAUCCGUUCAAUGCUCAGCAAUUCAAAGUAUAUUCACCAAAUGUAUUUCUUAUAAUUUUUUUGUUAUUUUAUUAAUAAUUUCGAUAGUUAUAGAAUUGUUAUCGUAUAAAUACUUUAUUGUAAGCAUUUUAUUUCUUAAUCGUCUCUCUUAUCAUAUUUUAACUCUUCGAAAGCUGGUAUACCGCCUAAUUUGCUGAAAUAUUUAAUAAUUAUAAUAAAAAUAUUAAAAAACAUUUUCAAAACUCAGUAAUUUGUAAUUUUUCAUAAGUCCCCCUAAUUACGAAUUAUUGAGAGCCAACUGUAUUUAUAUAUAUAUAUCAUCAGUAUAAAUCGCAAAGGUUGUAACUCCAAAUUUUCUAGAUGAAGAAAAACGUUUCUAAUUUAACAUAGGUUCAACUCUGAAAAUUUCUUUUAUCAAUUUUGUGGAAUAAUUACAAGAUUAGUGCUAUGACUUUGUCUAACAAUAUGGUUUUUUUUUUUGUAGUUUAAUUGUAAUAAAUAACAAAAUCAUAAAAAAAUUGGAGUUACAGCCUUUACAAUUUAGACCGACGAUAUGGAAAUUAAUUCUUAUUCUUAUUAUAUUAUAUUUAAAGCAGCAGCUACAUUGAAAAUACAUUUUGGUUAUGUUUAAUAAUUGCAUAAUUUUACAAUCUAUAAUGGAACUCAGAGAGGUUGAUUAAUUAGUAAAAUAAUUGUCACUAAACAAUAUUACACCCCAUAUUUUUAUUUUAUUAUGUACAAUUUAUUUUAUUUGUAUAAAACAAUAAUUAUUUGGAAAGUAGCUGCUGAUUUGUAUUUUAAAACAAAAGUAACCCUGAAAAAAUUAAAUAUAUAUAUAUAAUAAUUUAAACUAUUUAAAUAUUAUUGAAUCUUUCAGAAAUAAUUACCUUUAACCUUUGUAGUUUCUAAUUUCUAUUUAAUAAUAAAUAAUUAUUAUUAUCUAGUCUAACAAUAUGGUAUUUGGUUAAAUGAUUAAUCUUAAUAAUUAAAAAAAAAUAUCGACUAUUCUAAUAAUUUGUAUUAUUGUUCAGAAACAAUAAUGUAUAUUGUUAAUUUCAGCUGGUUUAAGUAUACCACUCAUUAAGUAGCGAUAUUAUAAACACAAUACAUUAUUUUUGGUUAGCAUGUACAACUUAUCCUGCGUUAGUCGUGUUAUGGUAGUAACAAUUACUAUGAAAUUAAUCACAUUUAUAUUAUUUGUAACCUCAGAUAAUUUACUUCACCAUGGAAUUCUAAUUUUUUAAUCUUUUUUUAUGGGUAUUAUUAUCUAUCUAAUAUUUGUUGUCUGUAUAAUUUCUAUAAUACAAUUUCAUUUAUGAGUUGGUCUUAAAUUUAAAUAAAACUUGUACAUUCUUGGUUUUUUUUUGUUUAUUUAGUACUAUCCAUUUGAUGUAAAAUUAAAAUAUAAAUAUAUAUAUAAGUUGCAAAAAUUGAUUUAUCUAAACAUGUUUUUACUUGAAAAUUAUUAUGUGGUCGAAAAAAAUUACUCAGAACUAAUGCCCAAUUUACACAAGGUUAGUUUUUGAAUAUUGGAUAUCAGCCUAACAACUAAAGACAGUCUAAAUGAAUAUGAAGAAGUUCUAUUUUUCGAGCUAGUAGUUUAAAAAUUAGCCGCGUGUAGAUCGGGCAUAGCAACGUAAAAAACACUAGCGUGACUAACGCUCGGAUAAUCAAUAUUAAUAAUAUUAAUAAUAAUAAAGUAUUUAGCAUCAACAUUUGUUUAGGAUAUUAUAAUUGAGUCUGUUUAGUCAACCAAUACUAAUGUCAUAUUAUUAUCAUUUUUCAGGUCCAUGACAAAAAAAAUAAAUAAAACCGCAAUUGUAAAGAGUUGUGUGAUAAAUAUGGCUCAAAAAAAAAAUGAACCGAAUUUUUUAUUAUUAACCUAAAAACUCAGGGGAAAUGAAUUACUACUUUUGUAUUUAUUUACUGCUUGAUAAAAAUUUGAUGAUCCAUUACUAUUACGAAUAUUGUGCUUAUUAUACUUAACCUGACCGCAUUCAAAAUAUACCAUAAACGUAAAAUAUUAUUUUUUUUAAAACAAAAACUUUUUAUAAUAAUAAUUUUGAAAAAAAAUAUGGUUAUUAUUUAUUAUUUAUUUAUAAUUAUUAUAUUAUUCAAUGUAAUUUUUUUUUUUUUUAGUUUUGUGUUUGUACAAAAAUAAUUAUUUCUUAUCUAACAACAAUUAU